Messenger RNA from Podarcis lilfordi (Lilford's wall lizard), 72136 nucleotides. Lineage: Eukaryota; Metazoa; Chordata; Lepidosauria; Squamata; Lacertidae. The record is from the annotation of a GenBank genome assembly.
AUGCGGGAAUCACAGGUAUUCAUUAUUAUUAUUAUUAUUAGCCAGUCACUUUAAUAAUUAUCUUUCUUUUUAAUGGCAAUUUAUGUUUUAAUGUGUAAUAAUGUCCAAUAUAUUUUAUGAUACAGCAGUAUAGAAAUAUUUUUAUAACUAAAUAAAAAAAAUACACACCGAAUAAUUGUGUUUGCAUAAACUGGUUAAUGUGUAUUGGGAAUUAGACCUAACCGUUAACAAUUGCUGGCUAUGACACCUAUUUUAUGAAGCAAUUUUUUAAAAGUUGAAUGUUCAGUGCAUGGAAAUAGAUUAGCAUUAAAAUCUAUUGACUUCUGUGUAAGCCACCACUCCAAAGAAGAGAGUCUCAAGAAAGGACACACCACACAUGCUAUUUUAAGGCUCUUCAACCUCUGCAUGCUCCAUUAAGUAGCUGUGGGAGGAAACCAAAGCCUCAAGAAUGACAACUGAACUGCUGCUUACAUACUAAUGACAUUUUUAAAAAGUAUUCCCCCCCCCCAAUCUCCUCAGUAGCAAAAGUGGGACAACAGAGGAACAUUAAAUAAGAGGGAUGUUUGCUACACAACAGGGGGCUGCCAUGGGUAACUAAGUAGGGACAGUUGAAGAAUAUGUGUGUUGUGUUUUAUCAGGAAAAGAAUUUGAGGAAUUCCGUUUAUCCAGCAAGCAAAAUGGCCACUGUGUUGCAGUGAGGAAGGUAUUGGGCGUGGUUGCACAACAAGAAGAUAAAAAUCCUUGCUCAGCCACAAAGCUCACUGAACAGGCCCCUGGGCAAAGUCACUUAUCUUUCAGUCAAAAAAACCUGAGAGAGAAGUGAGGUAAGAAUCACAGGUAUUUUCAAAAAGGCCCUGUCUGCAAUCCAAGUCUGCAAAUUACCUGGUGGUGGUACUGGUGGUGGUAGUAGUAGUAAUAAUAAUAAUUAAUAAUUGUACCCCACCCAUCUGACUGCGUUUCUCUAGUCCUGCUCUAGUCAGUGGAAUGAAGUGGACAAGAAUAGGACCUAAGGUAGCCAGGUGGAAAAUACCUUUAAUUGCUAUGUAAAUGAGGAAAUUUCCUCUUUUUUCCCUGUGGCCACCUUAAGGGGUAGCGUGUCAAGCUUCUUUGUUUUGCACUGCUAUAGAAUCACACCACAGCCAUUUACUUCAACAAGGCCCCAGGAUUCUUUUAGCCUUUGUUGCAAAUUGGCCAAGUUUUAUUAUUCUGACUACAUUGGAAUUAGUUUAUGAAUAAUCGUGCCUUUACACUAAUAUACAUACACUGAUCUUAUCAGAGGCACUAUCUGUCCUCAAGUACCCUAACGGCAGAACAUGCUCCUGCUUUAAAACCUUGUUUAUAUUCUCUGUCUUGGUAACUGGAGAUCACAAAAGGCAUUGCUAUUAGAACAAUCCUGUUUAUGUUUCUCCUUUGGAUUUUCAGAAGUUGUUAAAAAGUGCCACUUUCUUUCUUUUAAUAAAAAAAAUAGCAAGCAGCCUGACAAAAAAAAUAUUGGUGAAAACAAACCAACAGCAUACUAUGCUGAGAAUGCAAACAGGCUGUGAGGCUGAAAGAGAGGACUAUUCCUUAGCAGAUACGGUUCAGAAAUAGAAUCCAUUAGCAAAUUUGACUUCGCAAGAUCUGAACAAGUGGUAUGGGUGCCUCUUUCAUUGCAAAAUGCCACAUUACAAAUGGUCAGAUUAUGUACUAUCAUUCUUCUUCUUCUUCUUUGGUGAUCACUCAUAGCCGUGUAAGGUUGUCUUCUAUAAACACAGUUUUAACAAUGAGUCCGUAAGUGACUGUGGAGGCCAAUUCUGGAUCCACACGUCCUUCCACAGUGGGGACAUUGGUUUUCGGGCAGGAGUUGAUCACGGUGUGGAUUUGCCAAGCGUGCCUUCCUCUUAGCACAUUUCUCCCUUGCGUCCUGAGUUCGAGUGUCUUCAAAGCCCAUGACACUUUUGGUAAAGGCUGUUCUCCAGUUGGAGCUCUCACAGGCCAGCGAUUCCCAGUUGUCAGUGUUUAUACUGCAUUUUUUAAGAUUUGCCUUGAGACAGUCUUUACCUAGCAGUGCUUGAAUUCUGCAUAAAGCAGUGUAUACAGUGGUUUAUAAGACUAGGUUAUAAAAAGGUAAAGGGACCCCUGACCAUUAGAUCCAGUCAUGAACGACUCUGGGGUUGCAGCUCUCAUCUCGCUUUACUGACCGAGGGAGCCGGUGUACAGCUUCCGUGUCAUGUGGCCAGCAUGACUAAGCCGCUUCUGGCGAACCAGAGCAGCGCACGGAAACGUCAUUUACCUUCCUGUUGGAGUGGUACCUAUUUAUCCACGUGCACUUUGAUGUGCUUUCGAACUGCUAGGUUGGCAGGAGCUGGGACCGAACAACAGGAGCUCACCCCGUUGCAGGGAUUCGAACCACCGACCUUCUGAUCGGCAAGCCCUAGGCUCUGUGGUUUAGACCACAGCACCACCUGCGUCAUAAGGUAGGUUAUUUUUGCCUUAAAUGUUGUUAACAAUUCAGAGAAAGAAAGAAAGAAAGAAAGACCCAAAGGUGACCUUUGCCUUUAAAAUUCGAAAUGCACAUUCGGUUGUUAUUCAGUUGUUAUUCAACUGAAAUAAUCUCUUUGAAGUUACUUCCUCCAGGUUUACAACCUGUGGCCAUUGUGGUGUAAAUGAAAUCUGAUGGAUAGAAUCUUGCCGGAAAUUGAAUGUGUAUUUUAGCAUACUGUGGAAAGAGAUGAGGUUUAGGCUGCUUCCACACUGGACAUUUACUAUGGAAUAGGCAUGAUUUGGUCACUCACUUUUUGCAGAGCAUUUGCACACAUCUGUGAACAAAACGCACGCCUCUUCUUGUUGUCUGAAGAAGUGUGCAUGCACACGAAAGCUCAUACCAAUAACAAACUUAGUUGGUCUCUAAGGUGCUACUGGAAGGAAUUUAUUUGUUUGUUUGUUUGGAAUAGCUGUAGAUGGCUAUCCUGGCUAAUAAUGGCUUGCAUGGUUUGCUGCAUAUUUGCUUUCUGUGGCCUGCGUCUCCUCUCUAGGAACCAGCUCUAUCACUUUAACUUUUUCCUUUCCAAAUAGCAUUGCCUUUAUAUCUGCAGCAAAGGUGGCAAUUAUGAUGUGGAAGGCAGUUGAGAGUAAAGGAUUUGUUUAACCUUUCCCCAAAUGAAAAGCAACUCCUCCAGCACUUGAGUUGCAGAGUGUUUGGAGUCUGAAAGCAGGAGAACUAUUCUGCUUCCAGCUUAAAGCAGAACAGCACUGAAAGCACCUUUAGCGUUAAUUAAUACACUUAGAGAACCAUUUCUUUCUUGUUUCAUAGAACUUCUAGUGUUACUUUUCUUCCCAAGGAUGUUUUUCUGCAGCAUUAAUUAGCCGCUUAAUAUUCAUUCCAUUCCAUUCCCUCGCUUUCUCUUUCUUUCUCAUUGCAUUCUGUUUUAUUCUGGCAUGUUUUAUUUGUGAAGCGUUUAUACAACAAGUUCAUUUUUGAAUGCUGCUUUAUUUUGGUAUCCCUGUUUCUUCACUGCUUGAAGAAUGAGAGGAAAGUGUGAGGGGAGGCAUGCUUGUAAAACUAAGACUGGGUGGCUUUGCAACUUUGGCCUUGAGGUUCUGGCUUCUAUUUCACACACACACACACACACACACACACACACACACACACAGAGGCAGGGUGCAAGCUCAGGGCAUGAGAUGACUCUUACACAUUCAAAUUGCUCAGUAUAACAAUGCAGACAAUGCUACAACCCUCUGUUUAUGCCCUUCCUUGCACCACAGCUGCACAACGGCCUUGUAAGGUAGACCAGUUAUGUCUUAGCUACCCAGUAGCAGCUGCCACCACCACUCCCUCUUUCCGCAGCGACCCCCAACAGGGGGGGAAUUUGGGGUGCUGAAGAAAAUACUAGGGCCCCUGAGACAGUAUACUCUGCAUUUCACAACCACAUCUCUCACUCAGAGAGUAAUGCCCACCCACAGUUGUCUCCCCCAUAGAUCAGAGCAACCUGAUGGCCUUUUACAACCCUACACUCUUUUAGCAUGAAUCAACCAAGUGGGAGAUUACUGGAAUCGUGUAUUUGUUUUUUCAAACACACACAAACCCCAACAGCCAAAUAUAAGAAGAUUCCUUAAGAAUAAAAAAGGGAGGAGCAGAGGCCAAAUGGAGAAAGCAGGUUAAAAAUAACUGGGGCUCUCUAAGUCAGAUCUACCUAUGCGGACCUAGCUCCUGACAAGCAGGCUGCUUGGUCUGCUCACAAGGCAUUGGUGCAGAAUUUCCCGAUGGUCAGAGAUGGACCCCAAUGGUAGGGAGGGCCCAAACGGACCCUGAUGUGAGGGAGGAAAGACUGUAAAACACAGCCCAUUAUUAAGCUCUCCCUCCCCUCCACAUGUUGGUUUGAGUGGCAACUGGCUCCUUUCAGCCAAUAAGAGCACAUGUUGCAUUUUGCAAGUAAAGGGAAUUAACAUCUUUCAGGGAGUGGAAAGAUGAUGGAGACCUCCUUGGGUUGGCAUAGAAUAGAUGGUUGUUGCUGGAGUAAAUCAUCACUGGGGUUUCUGAAAUUUUCCUGCCAGACAGACCUUUUCUGAGGUUGUGUGUGGCUGGUGGGAGGGGGGGGGCAGGGCAAGAGAAGAGAAACCAUGAGUCUUGUUGUGCAAGUGGGUGGACAUCACUGGAUAUUGCCUAUGCUUGUUUACUCAGAAGUAAAAAUUCCAUUGGUGCUUCCUCCUACUGAAAACAUGUUUUCCCCUGAGAUGUAACCCAGUCGUUUGUGGAAGAUCAGUUUUAUGUGUGAUUAAAUUGUUUAAUUGAUUUGGAGUUUGUGUGGAUGGCUUUAUUGUUUCAGAGUUUAUUGAACUUGUAGCUUUUGUUUCUGUGUUUUACCAUGUACACUGCUUCAAUGGGUUUAUGCUGUAAGGCGGUCUAUAAAUCUGUAUAAUAAUAACAACUGAGAAGUAAAUCCCAUUGGGUUCAUGGAGUGAAUAUUACACUAUUAAUCUGCUCCAUGGGUGCUGCUGUAAAUCUAAGCAUGAAUAGCUCCCACACUUACUUUGAAGGAGUUGUACAAAGUGGAAAUGUACAAGAAGGAACUCCAUCCUUCUCCAAACGAAGGCAUAUGAUCUUUGCUGUGUUUCUUUAGGAAACCGCAGGGUGACGUGCCAACAAACUAUUCUGCCAGGUGGUUCAUAACAUGAACAGCGUAUUUAUUACUGUAAGUGCUAGGAAAUAUAAUUUGUCUUUUUAUUUGGUUUUGUUUGUUUAGCAGUAAAAGACCUAGGGUGGGAGUUUGAUUUGAAAAGCUUUUUUCCCUUCUCUUUGAAAUCUUAUUGGGUGAUGUAAGAUGACACUGGUAACUGUGAUUCCCUGCUGUGAAGCACGGAAAAGCCCCUAGUUUCAAGCACUUUGAAUGAGCUUCCCUGCUGCAUUCCUGACCCCAUUCUAGGUCUGCACAGCACAGAGAUUGCGCUGGCUUACUUAACAUUGUAUCAAGUGAAAAUAGAGAGGAACCACUGGAAAUGAACACAGGCAAAUGGGGGCAGGGAGGGUUUAAACAUUUAAAUUCUAAUACAGUCUCUUUCUAAUAUAUUCCAUAGCUCAAAAGAAACUUCUCAUGAUGAACAGCUUCCCUCAGAAGUGUGUUGCAGGCUUUGUUUGUUUGUUUGUAAUGCCUGCCUUAACUCAUGAGGCUGCAUUGUUGCUCUUGUGUAACUGAACUCUGAAUUAAAUAAUUAAAUCAACAUAGAAUUGUAGAGAUGGAUGGGACCAUCUGCUCCAACCCCCUGCAUUGCAGCAAUCUUUUGCCUAACGUGGGGCUCGGACCCACAACCCUGAGAUUAAGAGUCUCAUGCUCUCCCAACUGAGACAUAUAAAUGAUUUUACGUUGAAUAUAUAAAUGAUUUUAUGAUGAAUUUGAUUGUAUUCCUUGUAGGCCACCCUGAGAACUUAUUGGGGGCAGUCUAAUAAUACAAUAUAUAAUAAAUAAAUGUAAUAAAUACAUGAAUUUAAAUAAAUGAACUAUACAUAUCCAGCUGUUGUAAAAACAACAACAACCACCCAUACAUUUCCUGUUUCUUACAUUCAGGAUAAAUGUUCCGUAUCAAAAACAAUCAAAAUAUUUGUUCUAAAGAAUAUAUAUCCAGAUAGCAUGCUUUCACUUCAUUAUAUCAGCUGACUUCUAGCACUGUAUUAAAAUGGGUGCUUUAGUAUUUACUUGUGCAAAUCACUGUUUGAAAUUCAGAUUUUUCCUACUUCAAUGCACUAUUUAAAGCAUUCAGAUGUUGAGAGGCUACAGUUGUGCUGUCUGGGGCUGGUAGGAGUUACAGUUCAGCAACAUCUGGAGGACUGCAGCUCAGUCACCACUAUUCUUAAGCAUUAAGAGAAGAGAAGAGUUUUGGCUUUGAUAUCCCGCUUUAUCACUACCCUAAGGAGUCUCAAAGCAGCUAACAAUCUCCUUUUACCUUCCUCCCCCACAACAAACACUCUGUGAGGUGAGUGGGGCUGAGAGACUUCAGAGAAGUAUGACUAGCCCAAGGUCACCCAGCAGCUGCAUGUGGAGGAGCGGGGAAUCAAACCCGGUUCACCAGAUUAUGAGUCCACCGCUCUUAACCACUACACUACACUGGCUCUCAUUAAGCUUUCCAUUCUUUAGUUUGCACUAUUGUUCCUGACCAACAACAGUUUUCCCAUAGUGAGCUAUGUCUCUUUCCCAAAGGGCCUUUUGUUGCAGCAGAAAUGUAUUGGCAUGUCUCUAAUCCCAAGGAUCCCUGGGACACUUAGUAAUGCUUCUCUUGAUACAAUUCACUGUUAAAUAAUAAUACAGUACAAAGAUAAUGGUGUUUACAUCAGAAGUUGUUGUCCUCAAACAGCAAUCCCUGCCCAUGCUAACUGUUAGUAGAGACGUUUAAACAAUACGGAUGGAUUCCAGAGAAAAUAAAUCCUGACAACAUUUGACUGAGGGAAACAAUGAAAACAGUAAAUAAUCUGAGGGGAAAGAAACAGAGAAGUCCUGUCUUUUAGGGCAAGCAUUGUGGAAAACAGGCUUGGAUUCAACUGAACAUCCAGGGGAAAGCUCCCUCAGCUACUCAGUCAAUCGGAGCACAUGCUGCCUCACUAAGGAUCAUGCAGCCUCCCUGGUUGCUAAAGAACACUUCCACUCUGUUCUUCUCGAGUUGAUUCAUUGACAUAUGAAUUCACCCUUAAGUUACAAACUGAAUUAUCCCUGCUGUUGCACUUCCAGGAUGAACAACCAGUUCCAAAUUGAUCCAUACAUUAUUGUUGACUCUUUUUGAGCUAGAAGAAGAAGAGUUUGGAUUUGAUGUCCCGUUUUAUCACUACCCUAAGGAGUCACAAUCUCCUUUCCCUUCCUCCCCCACAACAAACACUCUGUGAGGUGAGUGAGGCUGAGAGACUUCAGAGAAGUGUGACUAGCCCAAGGUCACCCAGCAGCUGCAUGUGGAGGAGCAGGGAAUCGAACCCGGUUCACCAGAUUACAAGUCCACUGCUCUUAACCACUACACCACACUGACUCUCUGUGUGUUUCAUCUACCAGAUGCUACAGGUGCUACUGUCUGUGUUUCAUCUACCAGAGAUGACAACCUCAUCAUUGUGCAUAUAUUUGAUGUUCCAGAAGAAAGGUCGUAUGAGCCUUCGAUAUUGCCAGGGCUAAGCACAAAAGAUAAUGCACAUGAAAAUAAAAUAAUUCCAUGAUGGGAAGGGUGGGACAAGUGCUGAAAGGUUUAGAAUUCCCCAAAAGCUCAACAUAACAUCAAUGAUCGUGGAAAAUGUGCAGGAAACAUCUUUAUUAAAUUGAAAGCAUAUGGAAACACCCAUAUAUCAGGUGAAUAUAUCAAAGCUUGUUUCCCCCCCCCAUCUGUUUUUCUAAGGCCCAUACUUGAUAUAGCUAAUAUUUGUUUCACAAAUAGUGGGGGAGGUGGAAGCUUCUGUUUAACCCUUUGCCCCUCAGCCCUGAUGGGAAUUGCCUCCUUGCCCCUGCUAUUCACAACUGGAGAACACCAAUGAGAGCUAUCAUUCAAUUGCAAAUAGCAGAAGUGUGGGGUGGGGGAGUUUAUGACUCUUGCACCCACCCAACCACACAGUCAUCAAAUCUAGUUUGGUCCUUAGUUCAUAUCUGCACAAGCCAGCAAACUCCUUUUCACUGGAUGGCUCUUUCACCCUCCUUGGAGGCAGAUUUUGAGUGGUUAACCAUCUUAAAUGGAAGGGAACAUGGAAAAGCCCCUCCAUCAUUAGCAAAUAAAGGCAUAUCAUUUCUGCAAUUGUUCCUUUAGAAAACCUAAUGAUGGUUUAACAACAAACAGAUCUGCAACUGCACUACUGUUGCGCACAGCUGCCAUAGGACUUAAACAAUGGGUUUGUUACUGAAAGCACCAUAAAUCAUAUUUUGCCUUCCUCACUGCUUUGAGGCUAAUUAGAAAGCCAUUUAAAUGGAAAAUAAAGUAUGCUGGAAAGAGAAAUUGAAUUUCUGUGCUACAUAAUGAUUUGACAAUAGAACUGCAAAUGUUGAUCAGAGAAAGGAAUGUGCAUUCUUGGUUUUUUUAGGCUUCCUUUGUAAAAUGCUCCCAAACAGGAAUUAACCAUAUUUUCAUUCUGGAGCGGGAAGCAUCUGUUGCUGCUUGCUCAAAUUGUUUUCCCCAUUUGUUUGCAAGUGCACAACACUGUAUCAUCUUUACAUAAAAAUGAAGGACUGCCAUAUUUAAAUAAACCUCACCAGAAAUCACAUGCUUCAAGGGUGAAAAGAUUUAUUACUCAAAACUCUGGAGUUUGCUCAGAUGCACAAAAUAAUUGUUCUAAUUCACAACAGGGCUGAUGGAGUCCAUCCCACACCAAAUGGUUAGAGACAGGCAGGCCUAGUAUCUGUAAAGUAUAGAUAAUUGUCUCAGUAACACAUCUGUUUGCUUGGUGUGCUGUUCCUUCCACUAUACAGUUAAGCUAAAGUGCUUUUAUUUAAACCAAUUUAGUCCUACUCAAGCCAACAGGACAUAAUUUGCUUAAUCAUAAAUCUCAGCUGAACUGAAUUAUGGAUCAGAUUUGUAGUGUAUCAUAAGACAAUGCCUUUGGGGAAAAGCAAUCAGAAGUUGGAACAUAAUUAGCUCUUUGUGUCAGAAACAUUCCAUGUAUUAAUAGCCCUGGAUUCAGAAAAAGAGAUGGCUGUGCUUCAAAAUUCCUAACCUGGACUUUCUACACUUCACAUUAUUUUGACUAAAAUGGGUUUUCAAAACAUUUUAAAGACUAGGAAGUGAAUUCUUGAUUAACAGUAUUAUUGCAAAGAAAAAUUAUAUCUGAGGUUGUUAUGGGCUACUCUCAGCUACACCAGUAUUUGAAUUAGGAGUUUUGCCUUUGGCAAGCUGUUGCAGGAGCCUUGCCACUCUCCAAUUCUGGCUGCAGACUUUGAUCAGUAGGGAGGGUUCGGUCACAAUAACCCUGCUGUCUUGCAUACUUACAUAUCCCAGUCAGAUUACUAACCCUUGACAAAUCUUGUGAGAUGUAAAAACUUCCAGGGCAGCCCCUUUACCUGAGCAGUAGGUUAGAUAGCUGUGUUGCAUUUUCCUGUGGUCUCACUGUCCACUUUUCAACAUUAUUACUCCUCUUCUUCUUGCUUCUUCUUGUUACCUGAGGACAUCCGUUUGCUCUUGAGAUUGUUUCUUGCCUGUUCCAGUAGGAUGCUAGCAAUUGUUUAUAGCUUGCCUAGACAUCAUAUCUGUUCUUCAUCACUGGUACCAACUUUUUGGCUCCUGAACAUUGGUCUCUGUUUCUGACCCUGCAACCAAACUCAUCUGAAAUAAUGUGUUUCACUAAGUACGUGAUGUAAAUUACAUUUGCAUAAUCAUGCAACUAUAAUGGGCUUCUUUUCACCAGUUACUUUGGAUGGGCAAUUGCUUUUUCCACCAUGAAGUGAGUUUUAGAAGUCAUCUCUAGAUCCCUGAGCCUGCACAACAGUCUCCAGAAAAAGGAGUGCUGUUGAUAACUUUUUAUCCUCAGUUUUCUUUGUGGUUCUUUUGCGUCCAAGUGUUAGUGGAAUCUUAAGCAUGUUUCAUUAUCAAUUAUGACCUAAGAAAUUGUUAUUAAGUGUUUCUAUCAAACUGAUCAUGCUCUGGGAUAUUUAAUUUUCCAUUAAAACAAAGAUAGCACUCCACACUUUUUGUCACGGUGCCUGGAAGAAACUGCAUGCUUUCAGAUGCAAAUAUCUGAUUAAUAAAGCCAGUCCAACCAGUCUAACUUUGAGACCUGAGAAAGUUGUUUGGCAUGAAUUUUUAGUUACGAUACAUUUUCAGCACUGCUGUUUCCUGAAACCCACAGUCACACUUAGGCUACAAUCAUUUAUUCAUUUACUUGGAAUAUGCACCACUGAACCUGAUAUUUGGACAUUAGGAUCAUCACCAAAGUAGCCUAAAGCAUUAAGUGGGAUCAUUUGGGCUUUGGUUUGGCUGUCCAAGAACAAAAAGGGAAGGUACACAAGUGGAUUGUGGCUUGGUCUGAUGCCACUCAAACUGAUGUGGAUAUGCCCUCUGUAUUUAUAGUCAAAAACCUCUGCACUCAUUUCUUAGAACUUCUAUUGCUAUUCCUAGCACAAAGAUUGCAUAAUAUGAUAAUAUAGAGGGUUUUGUUUUUGACUCUUCAAUGAAGCAGACAAAAGUAAUUUAAUGGAACAGUUAUGUUUUACAUCCCUAUAACUCAGAAUAAAUUUAUCAUCUUUUUUUGGUAGUCAAGUCUAUAAUUAUCUCUUCCUUCGUCUAGAUGUCAUACUGAUGUCAUGUGAAACAUAUGCAAUGUUUUAUUGAAGGUGACAUAUACUCUGCUGUGCAUUUGGGCUCCUUACAUAUGUCCCUGUCACCCCAAAUUUGUAAUUGCCAAGACAUCCCCUCCCAGAUUUGUAAUGGUAGGGUUAAUCUAAUUCUUAUCUGAGAAAAUGCAUAGAUUACAAAAUAACGUUGUCCCCCCCCCCCCCUUUAAACUCUCAGUGUUAAAAUAACUGAGGUGUAAUCCUAUAAUUGAAUUAUGUCCUCUGGAUGAGAACAGGGUCACCACAAAAUCCUCUUGGUGUUCAGUACAAUACAAAACUUCAUUGACAUCUGGAAUUUGUGCAAGUGUCUUUGCAUCAGCGUUAUAAUGCACCUGGGUACUCCCUAUGCUGGGGUUUGGGACAUGUCAGGACCUGGGCAGGACAUAGUUAAACUCCUAAGCUUGCUCAGAAGUUAUUCUCAUCCCCAGCAUCAGAAAAAUAUUGGAUGGUACUCAACUGAAUUUUGCUCAAGAGUACACCCAUUGAAAUUAAUGGACAACAUCGAACAGUAGAAUAGGAAGAAGCUGUGCUACAUCUGCUGCUUAAGGAGGAAUGGUUGGAGAAUUUCUGCUCCCACUGGAUAAAUUGUCUACUUGCCCCAGCUUUUCUGCCCACAAAGAGGGUGGAAAUUUCAAGUGGCCAUAUGCACACACAGCUCUAAUGUAAGCAGCUAGUCAAGGGAAGAGUUAGAAGGACUUGGUGAGGUUUCCUUUUCUCCAUGUUGUACACAAGGAGGAUUCUUCUUACGUCAGUGUAUGACUUUGAAAUAAGUGGAGGAUUUGGUGCAAUAGCUCCCUUUUCCAUGAUGCAAUGCCGAAAUCGUGGGAAGUUCAAGUGUUCAUUUCCUCCAAAGUCUGGCUUCCAAUUUUGUCACUGCCCCAUUGGGAUCAGUGCUGGAAGUUGCAGGAUUCAUUUUUUAAUUCGUUGGAUGAAAUACACAGCAUCCUUCUCUUUCUUCAUCUCCUCUGAUCUACAGUUUGAAUUUACCGCUAUGCCUACAGAAUAUAUUCCAGAGCUGAGUUUAUGGAAAUUCUCUCCCGUUACCAACAAUGGUCAUGAUGUUGAAUAACACAGUUCCAUGUGAUUUAAUAUUUGUUACUCCUUGUUGUUAUGAAGUACCUUGGAAAACUCAGCCCUCGUGCAGAAAAAGCCCUCAGACCUGGUUUGCUGGAUCAUUCAUUAAAAGCAGUGGGCACAAAGCAAAAAAACCUUUCCUUUCAUUCUUGUGGUGUCAGCCACAGACAGCUACCUGGUGCAUGAAUUCUUUUGCACUGGAAGGGAGAAUGUGGAAGAAAGAAAUCAUCAAGAUGAAUGACAUGUGAUAAAAAGAUGAUCUCUCUCUCUCUGAAAUCCCCCAAUGUAAAUCAUAUUAAAAAAAAGACAAAAGACCUCUUUCUGCACAGAUCCACCAAAGCAUGCUAAAUUUCUCUACCUUAUAAAUUCAGCUGAAGUUGAAAGGUUGUUGUGCUUUCCUAUGGAGGCUCCUUGGUGUAUAUUCUGGGCAGUGACCUAAAUGGGGUUUGGGGGGGGGGGGAGAGGCUUAGCUCAGCACUAGCUUUGCAGGUUUAAAAAAAUUGAAGAAGUGAGAUAGGGAACAGAGGAGAACCACAAGAAAAUGUUCCAGCUCAGCUAAAAUGAUGAAGUAAAGCAGAAUUUGAGGUGAACAAAUUAGCAUAUUUGUUUAGCAAAUGUCUUUUUUUAUAUACUUUGAAUGGUUGGUCAUGGAAUGAUUACUAAAUGAAACCCUGGUUUAGCUAAGUGCAAUGGUGGAACAACCAUAGAAGAGCAGACUGGCCACAAACUUGUGCAUUUCUGCAAAGCCAUGGUUUGGCUUUGCAUGACACGUGAACCAGGCCAUUGUGUGUAAAGUAGCUCUGAGCAACUCAUACUACAAACAAAUCCCCUCAGGCAAUUUGCUACACACUUUAAAAAAGAAGAAGAAUGAGAACUUGUGAUUUAAGCAAAGGUUUACAUUAAAUAUACAUAUCUAAUCUCUGCAUGAAUACUGUACAUUACCUAGCUAUACUAGGGCAUUUUUGCUAUCCUCAAUUGAUGGUGUUGUAACUGAACUUAUCUUGCAUAUUUUUAAAGCCUUAACAUAAUUGUCACUGAUUUUAUUUUUGCAUUGCAAGACCCUUCCUUGUUUUUGCCGCAACAGACUAAAACAGCUCUCUGCAUUAUUCAAUACAGUAAAUCGUAGCCAUAAUAAAGACUAAUGAUAAAGUUUGUAGCUCUCUACAUCUUAGCAGUCUGUCUUAAUUCCACAGUAUCCCAUUAGCUGGCAACAACACACAUUACAUACAAAAGAGCAUGACAAGUCCCUCCCUGUUGGCCACUUUUUCUGUACAAAAGCAGACACAAAAGGAGGUGAUUUGGAACAGAAAAGUAUUUCACUCUCCUCUUCCGCUGCUUCAUUCUUUCUCUUCCAACCACUUUUCUGCUCUAAACCCUCGCCCCUUCUAAGCCACUCCUCUUCAAUGCAUUGUAACAAUGUGUUUGACUAGGUGUAUGAAACACGGGUGGCGCUGUGGUCUAAACCACAGAGCCUAGAGCUUGCCGAUCAGAAGGUUGGCGGUUCGAAUCCCCACGACAGGGUGAGGUCCCAUUGUUCGGUCCCAGCUCCUGCCAACCUAGCAGUUCGAAAGCACGUCAAAGUGCAAGUAGAUAAAUAGGUACUGCUCCGGUGGGAAGGUAAACGGCGUUUCUGUUGAUUGUUCGCCAGAAGCGGCUUAGUCAUGCUGGCCACAUGACCCGGAAGCUGUAUGCCGGCUCCCUCAGCCAGUAAAGCGAGAUGAGUGCCAGAACCCCAGAGUCAACCGCGACUGGACCUAACAGUCAGGGGUCCAUUUACCUUUAUGAAACAAAUACAGUAAUACCUCUGGUUACGAACCAUCCUCCUUACGCACCCUUCGGGUUAUGAGCUCCGCUAACCUGGAAAUAGAUCUCCUGGUUGCAAACUUUGCCCCGGGUGCGAGUGGAAGUUGUGCACCUCUGGCACAUGCACAGCGGGAGGCCCCAUUAGCGAAAGCGCGCCUCAGGUUAAGAAUGGUUUUGAGUUGAGAACGGACCUCCGGAAUGAUUUCAAUUCGUAACCAGAGGUAUCACUGUAGUUAAGGAGCCACUGGAUUUUUUUGCUGUAACAAUGCAACAUUGGAAAUUCUUUGAUUAUUUCUGAAGCCAUUGCAGUAAAUAUCCCUUCCAACAACUGAAAGUAAUGUCUGUUCAGUGUCCCUUUCACUUUACCCAUAUACAACAUUAGCGUCUCUUUCACUUUACCCAUGUACAAUAUUAUGCCGUUUCUAAUGAAAUGUUAGACAGAAAAUGGAAAAACAAAGAUAAAUGGACUUCUAUUGACCUUCAGCUAAUGAAAUCCUAGAAUAACGUCUGGUUCGCAUGAAUGUUUAUGCUAUGUUAUCCUCAACCAUAAAAAGCCAGAGCAGAAACAUGGUGUUGCAUUACAUUUAUAUUACAUGUAAUAUUCUUUGUGUUCUUUUAUGCAAAAUCUCAUUAGGUUUGCUGCAGCUUUGACAGUGCCCAUUUGCACUAGCAAGCAACUAAACUGCCUUUUCUCCGAUGUGUCUGUAUUGUCCACUGGGUCACACUAUUUGGGAGAACCUUAUGAAGUGGUUACUAUGUCUGGGUGCAGGUAGUGGGGGGCAAAGAGUCCUGGAUAAGAGAGAAUGCAAGUGUAACAUCCAGGAUCAUGUAGCCUGCACAGUGCAAAUCAGAGCCUUCCCACAGAAUUGUUCCCCAUACUGAGGUGCUGUGGAGGUGGCAGGGAAGGCGAACCUAAGAUGUAAAGGCCACCACAGGCAUCCAGACAAAAUAACAAAAUCUAUCAUGAGCCUUGUGGUCUGUUGGGAUUGGGCAUGGGUUGGCAGGCUCAGACUGAUGAGGAGGAAGCAGAAGGGGGUGGGGAGAUCGUGGGAAUUGAUGGUGAGGAUGUAGGCUUUCCUCCUUCUUUUGACUGGGGUCUGUGGAGGCAUUGACCACUUGCUGGAGAUGGUUGAACUGGAAGCAUAAGAGGCUGAACAGGAGCCAGAAAGGAAGGAUGCAGCCUUGUCACCAAGGACCAGGCACCACCUCUGUAGAUAGGAACAGACUCAUUCUUCCAGCUGGAAUGUAUGUUUACAAACUCCGUAUGCUCGCAAGGCAAGAGAGUCUCGCAAGCUCGCUCACCGCACCGUGUCUUUAAAAGCUUGGUAGGACUGGCAUGGAAACCUGCUGGGACAUGUUUGUUGCUUCCACUCAGGUCUGAAAUUUUGCUUGGCUUCUGAACUCUUGACUCUUGAUUCCUGCUGCUGAGCCUUUACUUGCAAAUAUAAGCCCUCCCUCUAUUAUAGUUCUCUGGCUAGACCCUUUUCCUUGUGAUGAGUUGUAUAAUACGACUCUUGAAAAUGCUGAUUCUUUUUUUUAUAUAAACCAAAGUAACUGUGUAUGAUGAGAGCAGCUCUACCUUGCAAGAGCUGGACAUUUCUUCUGUGGUUCUGCUCAUUAUCAACUCUCUCCCCCGCUUCCCCCCUCUCUCCAACAUCCAGUGAAAAAUCUGGAAUGCAUAGCAAUUUCAAAAGGGAAAGGGGGUGAAGGUGGGUAAAUGCUUUCAUGACCCUGAAAAAGCAAGCUGCUUCCUGGGAAAGAGUAUCCUGCAGUAGGUUGCUUAACUUAGCUUUACUGGGGAAGGAAUCUCAAAAGCUCUUAAAACACUGGAGAAAAUGAACUUCUCUGCACAGAUGAAAGGUAGAUUAUGGACAUGUUUGGUUGAGUGGUUUUUUUGUUGUUGUAACAUACCUACAUACCUUGUGUGUGCAACAUGUAGGCACAAAUCCACAGUCAUUGUGGGCUACAAGACAUUAAACUUCAGUGACUUCUACUGCAAGAGUUCCUUCAGCAACUCUUGAGUUUACUUUACAUGAAUUGUCAACAAUAGAGAACCAUUGUUCAGCUUUAAAGUAGCAUUAAAUGUUUUCUUUUAAAAAAAUUAAUAGGAGAUUAAUAAGAAUCCCCAGAACAUUUGAAGUAAUUUAAUAUGUAUUUUGGUGACUUUGGCGACAAAGACAAAAUUUUAGGGUCCUUUCGGAAUGUGUAUAUCAGACACUGUACAUGUUACUUUAACUACACAAGCUUGAAGAUUGUCUGGAGUUGUGAACCUAUCACCACCUGUAGAAUCUGGCUCAAAAUGAUAUAUUAGACUCUGGCUGCAAAUGUUUUUUUAAAAAACAAACAAACAUUGGAUCUGAACUCUAGAAGGGGAUCUAACUGCUGCCUCCUUAAGGGCAGUAAGGACCACACUGUCUCCCAAGAAGGCAGUGACCACCAUGGUCCAUACUGAAAGUACAGCACUGGUUAAUUUCAGUAAUCAGGAAGAGCAAAUACCUUCUCAGCACACUUAUAAGCUGCUUUUGCCUGGCUAGGCUAUGUUCUUGAACUGUGAUCAUGCUUCUUGCUGUAUGUCAGAACCUUUUGCUUUUGCAUGGAUGAAAUGUAGUCUGUUGUACAAAGGUAUGAGUCACAUCUGCUUCUCUAAACCCGGUUUUUGCCCCACUCUCUACUGUUAUCUGGCCUCUGGAAGUUCACCUGGGCAAGAAAGUGGCUAGGAAAGUUUUCCUGCUCUUUAAACUCUUCUUCCUGGGCGGAACGCCUGGACUCUGUUGCUCUCAAUUAGGCAAUCUGCCCAACAUGGAGCUGGACUAACAGCAACCACAGACUCCUUUCACUUCAGCAAAGCAAAGCAGGUAGAAAGGAAAAACAAUUGACAUUCCACAGAGUCCUGGCUGGGUGUGACUUCCUCCCCUCUUCUUUGAAUACAGCUCAGAGCGCUGCUCCAAGCAGAUUGUAGUUGAGAGCCUGUGUCUUGCUAGGCCACAGCAAUGUGGUGACACAUGGCAUAACCUUCUUUCAUCCAUUCAUGCCUGGCCAAGCUCUGCUUGAAGCAAAAAGCAGAAUGUCUGAUGUGCUCAUUCUCUCCACCCAUCCACCCAUGUAUCCAGUGCAUGUUCUGAUGGUUGACAGUGAUUCAACAAGCAUUUCUUCUUCUUCACUCACUGCAUCAUCAGUUUCCAAAAGUGCCCUGAAGUAUCAGGGAGCAGCUUUUCAAGAGCAGUCUGGGCUGCUUUAAAAGAUACUGGGGUGCUUUCAGUGAAAUCUUUCUGCAUGUUUUCUUUUUAAAAAGGUAAAGGGACCCCUGACCAUUAGGUCCAGUCGUGGCCGACUCUGGGGUUGUGGCGCUCAUCUCACUUUAUUGGCCAAGGGAGCCGGCGUACAGCUUCUGGGUCAUGUGGCCAGCAUGACUAAGCCACUUCUGGCAAACCAGAGCAGUGCACGGAAACGCCGUUUACCUUCCCGCUGGAGCGGUACCUAUUUAUCUACUUGCACUUUGACGUGCUUUCGAACUGCUAGGUUGGCAGGAGCUAGGACUGAACAACGGGAGCUCACCCCAUCGUGGGGAUUCGAACUGCAGACCUUCUGAUCGGCAAGUCCUAGGCUCUGUGGUUUAACCCACAGCGCCACCAGCAUCCCUGUUUUCUUUUUAAUCCUGCCCAAUAACAACAACAACAACAACAACAACAACAACAACACUUCUUGCAAUAUGACUGUAUCUGGAGGGUUUAGUCUGAGUUACAUCCAACACUGGUUGUACUCAAAGUAGACCCAAUGACAUUAAUGGAGAUGGCUAAUUUAGCUCUAUUAAUUUUAAAAUAAAACUUGGUGGGAUAGAACCUUCUGUGUUUCUCUGCUCAUAUCCAAAGCAGAUCAGGGAAGCAAAUGAGAGGAAGCAGGAGACAUUUUGGCAGGUAGGGCAGAGAUGAACAAAAACAAAGCCCACCAGCCUCUAUAAUCUGAGUGGCUGAUGAGGGAUUGUUUGGAAAUUUUGUAUGGCACAGUAUCAAACACUUGUAUAAUGAUGACACACACAUCGUAUAAUGAUCACACACACACACACAAACUGCUUUGUCACUUAGUGCUCCUACAAGCUGCAGAGCAUCCUUCAUCUACUGUAAUUUGAAGAUGCUAAGGCUGUUCAUUUUUUCCAUAGUAAACAGAAACUUGGGUUUCAUUAUAAUCCUGCUUUUAAAAUAAGACCUGCUGUUCUAGAUUCCCAGUUUUCCAAAGUAAUCAAGAUUAUUGCCAUGGCAACAGCUGGUGGCAAAAGUGGUGUGAGCAGACACACUUCCUUAUACUCUCCUGGGAGCUAAGCUAAUAUGAAUGUGCGCUUUUCAAGUAUAAAUGUUUGUACAUGCAAAAAUGUGGGUCAUGUUUCAUCCCCCUCCACCUUUGUCCACUGGCUUGAGCUAGAGAGUUGACCAAGCUAGGAGGUUGGGGGGGGGAGGGAGGGAGAGGAAAGGUGACGUGGAGAAUUAUGGUUGACUAAAUUAGGACAAUGGGUGUGUAAAUCAGGGCAAAGCCCAGGAGACAGCAGACAGGUCAACUGUUCCACUGGGACAAACAAGGCAGUCUUGUUUUAAAGUAGGUGCAUUGUUGUAAAGAAAUACAUCCCUCGCCUCUUGCGGGGUGGGAAAAGCCCUUCAAAAUCAUAUGCAAGCUAUAUAUGUGAAAGUUGAAUCUAGCCAUUCUCUCUUUUUGACAAAAUAAAUAGUUGCUCAUAAAGGUGUCCGAUUGUCUUCUUACUUAUUUGAAAUCAAGGUCAUUUGUGCACAGCAAGAAACAUAUUUGCAAAUUACCUCUACCCUUAUUGCUAUGCCCAAGAAAAACUAAUGAAAAUGAUGUGGUUAUCUUAUAACGAUCUCCCUUCCCCCAUUUCUGUAUGAUACUUUGCCUAUUUCCCUGUGAGUCAGAUUCAGAAAGCUAUUAUUAUCUACAGUCUACAGAGGGGGAACAAUGAAAUGUUCCUUAGCUAAGAAUUCCACAUGUCCGGAAUUUUCUGGACAUAUCUGGAAUAACAGCAGUGGGAAGCAGCAAAUUUGCCACUAAGGUUCAACAACUUUGGGCAAAACAAAACAAAAUGCUCAACAGCUUUGUUGAAAAAAAGCUCAACAACCUUUCUGUCCAGAUUUUCACACAAUACCUCCUUGCCAAUAGAAAGCGUCCCCAAUGUGCUAGUUUUCUAUGUGCAGGGAGAGUGGUAUAUAUUCAAACCUGUGACAAAACCUGAAGUAGUUUAGUCCAAAAAAGAUUGCACCACAUGAUCCUACUAUGGCAUGUGCAGGUCACUUCAAUGCACAAAAUUAUCCCACUUUUGUUAAGUAUCCCUAAAUCCCUUUAGAGCUGAAAAGGAAACCUCACUCAAUUUUCAGCAAGGACCUGCCAAAGAACUAUGUGAAAACAUCAGACCAGGGGAGAAAUUGCUCAGUGAUUUCCUAACAAUGGAAGGCAUCCAUUUUGUCCUUUGAAGAAGUUGCAAUCAGGAUUCAAAUGAAAUCCAUCUUCCAAACAGGAAGUCGUAUAAUGAUGACUUUCUAGCAACCUAGCCCCUUACAUGUGCGGCAGUCACUUACUUAAGAACCUUUUUUUGCUUUGAUUCAAGCCAAGCUAUUAUGGGACAGAAACUUAGGUAUUUCCUAUUUUUUCUCUAAACAUACAAGCGGUCUGUAUGAAACAGAUUUUUCUCAAAACGAUUAGCUUAUGUUCAGGGACAUGGCCUUGUAUAAUAUUAGAAGAGGGUUAAUGAAAUCAGUUUGGUUUUGUUCGUGGGGUUUUUGGGGGUUUUUUUUAAAAAAAAGAAGUAAAAUAUAUUUUGUCCUAGGAAAGUAGCAAGCCUGGCUGAAAAUAGCAGCAAAUGUGCUGAGGAUGAAUUGAUAGGAUUGCACAGAUUGUAUAUUUAACUGGGGAAGCAUCAAGCAUGUUCCACACACUUACUAUAUUCGUGCUUAGCAGAACGGGCUUGCCUUUAGCAGAUUGGUUCUGGGGGCGUUGCGGGUUGCACAAGAGGUUUCGAGAGAAACAUUUUGUGCCUUUCUCUGAGGAAGCCCAGGCUGUGCAAAAUGAACUGAAACUGGGUCUGUCUGAUUUUAUUUUCUGUUCUCCUUGUUGCUUAGUGGUAUCAUCCAGCAAGCACUGGGCAGAUCAUUGUGCACCACAUUCCAUAACACAGACAGACACCAUCAUCAUCACAGCAGACCAAAUGCCUUUUGGUGUAAAAAUGGUCAUUGACUUCUAUCAGAAGUGUUUAUAUCAGCAAAUACGAUGCCAGUUCCAGGCAACCACUAAUUAUAAUAGUUAAAGAGAAGUGAGUUGUCCCUCUUUUCUUUUUUGGCCAGACUCUAGCUAGUGCGGGCUGGACCUGUCUUUUCAUAAAUCCUUGUCUGGUAGCAAACAUUUUGAGGUGCUUUGUUGCAGGCGUUACCAUUUCUCUCAGCUGGAUGUUGGAGAGCAGGCUGCAUGCUUCUGCAUCAAGGUUUAUCCAAAAGAAACAGUAGUAUUGCACAUAGUUGGGCUGUGUGCAGAAAGCUCAAUGAAGGGCAUGAUACACACUUAUACACACAAAUAACUGGGAGCAGGUGUGCACCUGUAACAGAUUAUCCUACGUGUCACAGCAGAAUGCAGUUUACUAUCAUGCAAGAUUACAGUUUGCCACAAGCAGAGAGCAAAAGCGAGGUACUAGAGUGCCCCAGAGCCAGAUGUAGACCUACAAGGAAAAGGGUAAAUUUACUCUAACUUAAAAAGCAAGUUGCACCACAAUACAUGACUAUUAGAAGCUUGGGAAGCCACUGGGGUCUUGCUAGGGUUGAGCCAAGCCCAAGUGCGGAAUUUUGUGGAUAAAUUAAUCAUAACAAAGGCCGUUUACUUUCCCGCCAGAGUGGUAGCUAUUUAUCUACUUGCACUUUGAUGUGCUUUCGAAUUGCUAAGUGGGCAGGAGCUGGGAGCUGGGACCGAGCAACGGGAGCUCACCCUUUCGCAGGGAUUCGAACCGCCGACCUUCUGAUCGGCAAGCCCUAGGCUCCGUGGUUUAGACCACAGCCUGCCAAUUAAACUGUUUUCAGUCUUGAUAAUGGGCUCCGUACCAGCUAGUUUCAUUCUGGAGGUAUAUCUCACAGCAAAUAGCAAACAUUAUCUUACAAUACAGAUUAACCCAACUUCCAGUUAACUUUUUAUUAAUAGUUUUCUACUAAGCAAUUAAGCCACAUCCAUAAAUAUAACCACAUGCAACAAUAUUGUUAGAGUUUCAUAUUUAGCUUACUGUAAUCUGGGGGGGGGUAGGGGCCAUGUAAACCCCUAGUCCCUUUAUCUCAUUAAAAAAAAUCAAUUCAUAUAAAUGGUUUUAACAUAUAAGCUUUAUUUGAAUUCCAAACACAUUUAACUGUGUUUUAUUUGCUUUUUGCCUUUACACAUCCCUACCCAAUUCAAUUUUGAAUCUACUUACUUUUCAUCAGUGUUGCUGAACCUGAUUUUAACACACACACAUAUUUGCGGCUAGCCAGUGCCACUUAAAUAUUUGUGUUUGAAGUGAAGUAUGUGAGAAAUAUAUGAAUGAAGGUCAAAUGGGUGAGCAAAUAAUCAUUAUAACCCCAAAAGUGAAAACCUUAUUGUGGCGCAAGAUGGAAAGCAAAAAAUGAAGAGGGUGCAAUUAACUCAUCCUAUAAUUAAAAGUUACCCAGAUAAUCUCUUCUUCAUUAUCUCUUUCAGUGAUGAUACAAUAUUGCACUCAGGAUGCGUGUAUGGUGUAACCACCAGCAAAUUCACUAUUUCUUAAUGCUGGAAAAGGGAGGAUGGGCUAUAAAUAAAAAUAGGGCAACUCAGCCCUGAAUGACUGGUAAUGUGCCCCCAUUCAUUACUUCAUGUCUUUGUUUUGCAAAUUUGCAUAGAGCUGCUGCUGGGAGCAAAUAAUUUCCUGCUGUGAAAUUCAUACCAGUGCCCCAAACAGGGUUGUUUGAUUCACAGGACUUCCAAAAAUAAAUCAAGAGAUGAAAAGGGAUCCUUUCUCCUCUGAAUCUGCCCCCUCCCCAAGUGGAGAGAGAGAGAUACCAGUUAUGAGUUAGUCCUAAGACUUGCUAUACUAGAGAACAAGCACUUGGGGCAGGUUCACAUCACUGCUUACUCCACAUCCAGUGUGCUCCCACUGCUGGUUUUUGAAAAUGCACAACUAGAAAACUUUGUACGUACUUAAGAAUGGCGUGUACAUUUGAGACAGCCACCAUUCAUAUAUGCACAGAUGACAGGAGUUUCAAGGGUGGGGGAAUCAAAAAGAUCAUGCACAUCCAGUGAAGACAUCCUUGUCCCCUUUUUGAUGACUUGAAAUGUAACAGGGUGGGGAGGGGAAAUAACACUGAUGCAUUUUAAGCUGGUAAUGUGAACAUACCCUUAGGGCAGUGUAUACUUUCUUGUGGGCUCAUGCAUUGUCACAAAGCAUUGUGUAUAUUUUACCACUCCAAUGACACAGUGCACAUGGGUGAGUGGUCAUCUGCAGAGAGGGGAUGAAGUGACAGUACUACCUCCCAACAUCAAGGUUAGAUAGUGCCAUUGAUAAGGUAAUAUGGACCGUAUCUGGUGAAAAUGAGGCUGGGUCUCACUUUGAGUGAUCAACCAGAGGAACUAAAUCAUACGUAACACAAAGUUGCCUUACAUAGACUACUACAACCAUACCAGCAGAAAAUGGGUUGAAUUGUAUGGCUCAAACCCAAACUAAGCUUGUCAUGGAUGCUUUAGCCCCAUGGAAAUCAAUUAGUCACAACUAUCUUGAUCCAUUGACUUCGGCCUCAGCCCAGUAUACCUGAAGGAGCGUCUCCACCCCCAUCGUUCUGCCUGGACACUGAGGUCCAGCACCGAGGGCCUUCUGGUGGUUCCCUCACUGUGAGAAGUGAGGUUACAGGGAACCAGGCAGAGGGCCUUCUCGGUAGUGGCACCCGCCCUGUGGAAUGCCCUCCCACCAGAUGUCAAAGAAAUAAACAACUAUCUGACUUUUAGAAGACAUCUGAAGGCAGCCCUGUUUAGGGAAACUUUUAAUAUUAGGUGAAUUAUUGUAUUUUAAUAUUUUGCUGGAAGCUGCCCAGAGUGGCUGGGGAAACCCAGCCAAAUGAGUGGGGUAUUAAUAAUAAAUUAUUAUUAUUAUUAUUAUUAUUCAAUGGACUAAACCAAUUCAAACCAAAAGUGGUUAGUGAUGAGUAAUUUGGAACUACAGAUUUCAGCGUGAAAACGCAGACUGGAUCCUACCCGCUGUGACUAUUUUAUGGAAACGGACUUAUGUGGCUACUGCUUUUGAACUUGGGAUGGGAAAUUAAAUUGAAUUUGGAGCAGGGAUAAUCAGAGGAGAGACUCAAAGUCUCUGGCUGUUUCCCCAUCCUCCAAGACAGGAAAUGCCUAAUUUGCUAAAGCGAAGAAAGUGCAGCGUAAGUGCAUUUCUCACCUAUUUCUGCAAUUUAACCAAGCAUGCGUUAAUGUAAAUUUUUCACAGACACUCUGGCUGUCUCUUCCUUUUAAACAGCUACAAAUGCAGGAAAUAACCCAAUAUAAUAUAGCAAUAAUCCCUGGGGAUACUAAAGACAGCUUGUGUACCUGCUCUGCAGGCAAUGGUAAAAUGCUUUUUUUAAUAAAACACACAGUGCUUAAAGCAGUAGCCUUUUCCUUGUUAGCAUAAAUGAUAAAAUCUACAACAGAACUCCAUUAAUAAGAAGUUAGAAGCUUGAACAAGGAGGGGUGAGCCACAAUUUUGUGAUGUAAUAAAUAUUUAGUCCAGCCUUUCUCAACCUGUGGGUCCCCAGAUGUUGUUGAACUACAACUCCCACCAUCCCUAGCUAGCAAGGCCAGAACUCAGGGAUGAGGGGAGUUGUAGUCCAACAACAUCUGGGGACCCACAGUUUGAGAACCACUGUACUGGGCAACAAUUUUUUACUUUUUGAAUGUUGUCUAGAUUUCUACAACUGAUUUAGGAUAUUUUUGCACUGCUGAAUCGGGAAAUGGCAUCCGUUUCUCUCCAUCAGGUCAGGUUUACUGUAAACUGAAUGGUGGGCAUUGAUAAAGGUACCGUAUUUUUCACUCUAUAAGACGCACCAGACCACAAGACGCACCUAGUUUUUGGAGGAGGAAAACAAGAAAAAAAAAUAUUCUGAAUCUCAGAAGCCAGAACAGCAAGAGGGAUCGCUGCACAGUGAAAGCAGCAAUCCCUCUUGCUGUUCUGGCUUCUGGGAUAGCUGCGCAGCCUGCAUUCGCUCCAUGAGACACACACAAAUUUCCCCUUACUUUUUAGGAGGGAAAAAGUGAGUCUUAUAGAGCAAAAAAUAUGGUAAGUACACGUAAAUUGCAUGUUGCUUCACCAUUUUUCAAACUUCAGGUCUUGAACUUCCAUUUCUUGGAACUCCUGGAAUGCUCAGUGGCAGGGAGGUCUCUCUUCAGAGUCCAACAGUAGUCAGCCAUCAUGACUGCAUCCCAGCGACCCUGAUACCUGGUCUCCAUCUCUUUCAUGCCCUGAUGGAAUCUUUCCCCCCCAGCUCGUCACUCAUUGAACCCAGGUUCUCAGGAAACCGGUCCAUAUGUGAAAAUAGGUAGUGCAUCUUGACGCUCAUGUUGCAGCCCAGGUUUCUGAAAGCAGUCAGCAUGUUGUUGACAAGUUCUGCGUCGUUUCUGGCCUUAUUGUUGCCAAGAAAGUUCUUCACUACCAGAACAAAUGCCUUCCACGCUUCCAGUUCCACUUCGUUCAUUGAGUUUCCGAACUCUGGAUCUCUGAUGAGCUGAUGGAUCUGAGGACCGUCAAAGAUGCCAGCUUUCAACUUCUCCAUGGUCAAUCCUGGAAAAGCCUGGCACAAGUAAGUGAAGCAGUCACCAUCCUUGUCCAGAGCCUUGGUGAACUGCUUGAUUAAGCCGAGCUUGAUGUGCAGCGGUGGGAAGAGUAUUCUGUCUCUGUCCACCAGAGGGUCGUUGAUGACGUUCCUUUCUCUGCAAGGCACCAAUUCCUCCCGCACAGGCCAGUCCUUCUUCGUGUAAUGCUGAGCACGGUCCCUACUAUCCCACAUGCACAGAAAACAUGGGUACUUGGUGAAGCCAGACUGUUGUCCCAACAAAAAGUUCACCAUCUUCAGGUCAACACAAAUAAACCACUUAUGCUGAUCAUAACCAGUUUUCUCCAGCGCAUACUUCACCGCUUCAUAGUUCUCCUUCAGUGUAGUCGAGUGAGCCAGGGGUAUAGAGGCAAACUGGUUGCCGUUGUGUAGCAGAACACAUUUCAGUGAUCGCUUGCUGCUGUCAAUGAACAGUCUCCAAUCUUUGGGUUCGUACUGUGGCACUCUAAGCUUGAGCAGAAGCUGCGCAAUAUCUGCACAGUACACCAAGUCCUCCUCUUCCGAGAAAAAACGGAGGUACUCUUGAUGCCUGUUGCAGAAGAAGCUGAUGCGAGCACUGUCAGAGAGGAGGUUUUUUUCCUUCAAUCUGGAUGCCAACAGUUCGGCAGAGUCCUUUGACAAGCUGAGGUUGCGAACUAGAUCAUUCAACUCCUUUUGGGAAAAUGGAUGUGGAGCAUCAUCUUCAAGAACCACUUCUUCUUCUUCAUGUCCUUCAACACUGGAGGCAUCUUCGUCACUAAUGUCAGGAAGUUCUCCGAAGAUAGGCACUGGAAUUUCAUCACAAUGAGCUACAGGACGAUGUGCUGAUUGAAGAUCAGGAUACUUGAGGCUGCUCUGGUUCUUUCUGUUGAUCCCAGUCACAUCAACAGCACAGAAGUAGCAGUCAGUGACAUGGUUUUAUGACUUCAAACUGAUCCCUUUUCGACAUAAUCACCCAGAACUAUCGGACCUGAAUACUUCUUGUCAUUAAAAUAAUCAUUUCCAAUCAAAACAAUUAUUCGACAUGGCAUUUUACCCCCACCAACUUCUUCUAAAAUGCUCCACACAAGCGUACAUGUGAACAAAAACAUAAAAAAAAACAUGUGGCCAUAGCUCAAAAACUUGACCUGAUUGAGCAAAACCAAUGUGAUUUUUGGAUUCAGCGCAUCAGAUUCAUCCUAAAUCAACUGAAAAAAUGCAGACAACAAAUUUGUUGUUGACCAGUGUAGUCCUUCAGAAAACAAACAAAAAUGAGUAUCAGCCCAUCUUGAAGAGGUUGUGGGGGGGAACCCACAAACAAGAAUUGACAACUAUUUCUUGUAGAGGCAGGGAGGAGAAAAUAAGUGAUCAGGGAGUGUCCAUUUUAGGGGUUCAGCGACUUUGCAGGACAACCAGGGCCUCCCCUCCUGCCAACAAAGAAGAGCUGGGUGUUGGGGGGAGCCUGGCUCAGGCUGUUUUAAAUUAUUUGGGGAGCAGACCUGAAGGAAGCCUGAUUGUUCCCUCAAGCCCGCCCCCCCGGAGAGCCCAGCUCUCCUUGCCAGCUUGCCAUUGGCCAAUUCGGCAGGCUGGCGUAGAGCAGGAUUUCAGGCUAGAAGCGCUCCGGGAAGGAUCAGACCCCGACGCCCAACCCUGCCUCAUUGGUGGGAAGUGAAGGCACUGGCCGCAUAGCACUACACCUCUAAAAGAGGGUUAAACAGACAUCCCAUCACUCUACCUCACGAGCUACAGGCCUGAGCAGCACCAGCCCAAACCAAAGCGCACAGCAAUUUCAAACUGAAGUUUCUGUGUGUGGUUUUUAGGGUCACCGCACCGGAGAGCAUUUUCACUGAUCUGUUCCAGCCGUCGUUUCUGCCCCUUUGGUUGACAUCUUCAUUUCACAUCCAGUCAAAAACAGGAAUCGGAAAUGCAUUUUAAAAGAGGAAGCCGGGUAUUAAGGCUUUCCUGAAAAAGAUUGAAACAUUCUGGCAUUUAGCUGAGUGCCAGGUCCUAUCACCACUUAACCGACGGGGCGAUGGGUGGGAAGAACAUGGGAAGCUUCCUGAUACUGAGCAGAACCAUUGGUCCAUCCUUCUCAGUAUUGUCUACGCAGACCAGCAGUGGCUCUCCAGGAUUUCAGACAAGGGACAUUCAAAGCCCUACCUGGAGAUGCCAGGGGUUGAAACAGAGACCUUCUGCAUGCAAGCAGGUGCUCAGCCACUGAGCUACUACAGUGGUACCUCAGGUUAAAUACUUAAUUCGUUCCGGAGGUCCGUUCUUAACCUGAAACUGUUUUUAACCUGAAGCACCACUUUAGCUAAUGGGGCCUCCUGCUGCUGCUGUGCUGCCGGAGCACGAUUCCUGUUCUCAUCCUGAAGGAAAGUUCUUAACCUGAGGUACUAUUUCUGGGUUAGUGGAGUCUGUAACCUGAAGUGUAUGUAACCCAAGGUACCACUGUACUGAGCCUUUUGCAGAGAAUCGCUGUUUUCUAAAUUACUGGCUUGAUACGUGCCUUUUCAGAAACAGAGAGAGGAAACACAGAGCCCUCACAUGAAAUAAAAUGAUUGUUUUUUGGGUGUUUUUUUAAAUAAAUAAAUAAUAGAAUUGUAGAGUUGGAAGAGACCCCAAGGGCCAUCUAGUCCAAGCUCCUGCAAUGCAGGAAUGUCAGCUAAAGCAUCUGUGACAAAUGGCCAUCCAACCUCUGCUUAAAAAUAUCCAAGGAAAGAGAGCCCACAAGUUCCUGAGGGAGACCGUUCCACUGGCAAACAGCUCUUACUGUCAGGUUGUCCCUGGUGUUUAGUUGGAAUCUCCUUUCUUGUAACUUGAAGCCAUUGGUUCGAGUCCUACCCUCCAGAGCAGGAGAAAACAAGCUCUCUCCAUCCUCCAUGCGACAGCCCUUUAGAUAUCUGAAGGUAGCUAUCAUAUCUUCUCUCACUCAGUCUUCUCUUUUCCUGGCUAAACAUACCCAGCUCCUUCAACCGUUCCUCAUCAGGUUUGGUUUCCAGACCUGUGAUCCAACCACAUGGUUGAUUAAUGAUUGAUUAAAUUGUUCAACUGUACCAAAGGGAUGAGGAAAAGUCUUCCCCAUGUUUUGUGUUUUUUAUAUUAAAGGGCUGAUUUGGUGAGUGAAUAGUCAACGUUCACAAUGAACGUGUUUUUAAUGGAAUUUCAUAAAAUGGAGGGCUGGGGUUGUGUCUCUCACCAGUAGUGACCUCAUAGGCAUUAUCUGAGCAGUGUGCUGGUGGUGACAGUGCAACCACAUUCCACAUGGCAACCAUAUUUUCAGCUGGUUCAUCUCCAUAGGGGCUGGAAUGAUUAAAUACAAUCUCCAAGUGACAAAACUGUCAAGAGCUCUGGGAAAAUGCAAGACAUCCCUUCCGUCCCCAGAAGUUCCAGCCCUAGGAAAGAUGUCUGCAACUAAUGAGUCACAGCCAUGCCUUUAUUGUGCUAUAAACUGUUCAUCAAGAACAGCCUUAAGUGGUUUAAGCCUGGAGGAAGUAACUCUUGGUUCUACUAGUCUGGCUUUAUUGGUUGGCUUACAGAAGACCUCUGGUUAAAUCAUUCAUGGCACGCCCAGUGGAUUCCCGGAGGACAGAUCUCUCAUCUGAUCCAUUGUUAUGUCUCAUGCCUCUUAAUUUGUUCCUGUAGUAUAAUUUGAAGAAGUGUAUUGCAGUUGAACAAAGGGCAAUUGAAGCACGAAGCUGACGAGGGAUAAUAGUGUGGAUACCCCAUCUCUCACCUUCUCCAACAGCUCUUGCUAAUUUUUGUUUUAUUUAAAUCCUACAUUGCUGAACUGCUAUUAUUUUAUCUAUAUAUUAAUAGGGAUGGCAAAGCCUUCCAGAUGGUGUUGGACUUCAGCUCUCAAUACCUGUGGCCACCAUGCAUUGUAGAGGGUUGGACUAAAUAAUAAUAAUAAUAAUAAUAAUAAUAAUAAUAAUAAUAAUAAUAAUUUUAUUAUUUGUAUCCCACCCUCCCCAGCCAAGGGGUCCCUUACAACUUUGCAAUUCUGUGAUUCUACGGUGUCUGGUGGGCCACAGAUUUCCCAUUCCUCUUAUGGAUAAAAUAGUAGCAGUUAAAAGCCCAAACUAAGGACAAUUUUAAAUACAUUGUUUCCAGAGUACACAUUUUCUAAUCCUGUUUAGAAAUGGUUAAAAGCAAUGUCCUUCAUUUUCAAGCACACAGCAUCCAUCCUACUUCUAUGCUGAUUGCAAGUGGGUAUGAAAUAUCUGCUGUUUUUCCCCAGAGUGGAUUUGGCAUGAUGAUUAAGUAGUUGACAUUCAGCAUUAAGUUGAGAACUAAGCUAUUUAAAUAUUUAAGGGAUCUAAGCUUAAUUCUGAAUUUACAAGGGGUGGGGAGAAUAAGGUGUCACGAGGUACACAAGUGAACGAAACCUAAAUUUGCUUUAUCUAGCUCUUCUUCGAUGUGUUGUAUUUGUUUCCAAGUAUAAUAUUAUGUCCAAAGCUGCAAUCCCAUGCACUUUUGCUUCAGAGUAAGUCCCAAUGAAACUAGUAAAACUAAUUCUUGAGCAAAUGUGGCCAGGAUUGUGCUGCAUAAAUAGGUUUCCUUUAAAAAAAAUAAUUAUACUACUAUAUAAACAUGGCAACUCCCUGUACUACUUUCUUAUCAUAUUUCACAGUGCUCUGCGGUUGUCUAUUUUUUGUAGUCAUUUUCCAUGAAAAAUGAGAAAGCAUUUUCCAAAGAAUGCAGAUCUACAGAGUGUUUGUUUUUGUGGAUUAAAAUUCCCGCCUGACACAGUUUAUGCACUUGAAAUCUUUGACUGCUAUAUUUAUCCAGACAUGAAAGAGAUGGAUAACUUUAAACACAAAAGUGGCCUUUUCUUGGUAUCAUGGCUCCUGCCUUAAUUUAGAAACCGGGGGUAGGAUUGACUAAUAAUCGAUCACAGUCCAAGCACUAUAUUCACAAAAUCAUACCAUUCUUCUGCAGCUUGAUAACUUGGAAUGGUUACUAACCUCUGGUUCUGCAUUCAUAACCAACAGGUGCAAAUUAGAAUCGUCAUUCCAAUCAUAAAAUGAAAAGAUGGGGAAAUCUACUGUUACGGAGGUUAUACGCCACCCCCAAUCUUUGCUGAGUGGCGAGAUUCCAGGUGGUUCCAGGCACUCACCCAGGGUUGUGUUUCCUUUGGGAAAACUGAGGCACAGCAGAAGUUAGUGUCUUUAAGAAAUAUGGUUUAUUGUACACAUAUUUACAUCAGGAGUCUUAAAUGAAGGAGGUGCAGAACAUUCCAUGACUCUCAUUGCACCUCUCAUAGCUUUUGCAAGCUUGGGACCAGAGCAGCAACCAGUCUGUCGGGGAAGCCUACUUCCUGCUUCUUGUCCCUAGAACACCUUUAGAUUUCAGAAAGGACAAAUUUUCCUGUGACACCAGCCCCGCCCCCCGUACAUCACCUUGGCAGCCUCCCAACCUCCAAUCUCUGCCCACGCCUGGUUCUCGUGUUGCCACCCUCUGGACCGCUCAUGGAGGAGGCACACAAAGAAAGGGCCUCAGAUGAUGAUCGCAGAGCCUGGGUUGGUUCAUAUGGGCAGAGGCAGACCUUGCGGUAUUUAAAUCAGACUUUAAAGUGCUAUAGACAUAUUGGUCACACGUGGUUGCUGGUGUGAGCCCAGUGCAGUUGUGCACUCCACAGAUCCAGAAAGGAAUUAGCCAAUGUCUUGUAGAAAAGAGGGGAACGUUCACAUCAAGAGUUUUGUCAAAAUUCAGUGGCAUGCUUUGGUUUUUAAGUUUAUAAGACAAUGCAUAAAGUAGCUGGUAAUGGUUGGGUGAGUUCCAUUCAGGCACUCCCCACUCCUUACAGCAAAUGGAGAUCGAGUGUCAUUACUGUUUGUGCAGCCUUCGUAACCAGUGUUCCUGUUUCACCCUGGGAGAAAGAGAAGAGGGUUUUCUCAUGGGCUUUCCAUCCGUCAAGGCUUGUGCAGGGGAAUACUGCCAGAUAUUCCUCAUUAUGGGGGGAAAUGUGACUCAUGUUUUAUCUGGACAGCUCAGGUUACAUUUUAUCAAGUUGUAAAUGAUUGCUGGGUACAUAAAAGGCAGUAUUUAUUUGUGCAGUUGAACUAUGGAACUCACUUCCACAGGAGGCUAGAAUGACCACCAACUUGAAAGAUUGAACAAAUUCAUGGAGGAGAGGGCUACUAGCCAUCAUGGCUAUGCUCUCCCUUCGCAGCUGGAGGAAGCAAUGCUUCUGAAUACCAGUUGUUGGAAACCACUGGAGAGGAGAGCGGUCUUGUGCUCCAAAAUCCUGCUUGCAGGUUUCCAACAGGCAUCUGGUUGGCCAUGGUGAGAACAGGUUGCUGGACUACAUGGGCCAUUGGCCUGGUCCAACAGCCUCUUCUUCUGCUGUAUUACGGGGAGCUAGACAUUUAUUGCACCUGCCACGCAGCAAGGCAAUCUGGGAUGUGUUUAAAGUUCUCACCAGCAUGAGAGUUCCUGCUGCACAAUUGCGCGUACUGUAUUAUUACUGGGUUCACCCGUUGCUGUCAAAAUUAUCGCGAGCCAGAACAAAAAUCCACAGUUCCCUCGGUUCAAAUUAUUUUCUCAGCAUAAAUAAAAGUCUGUUACAGAACGAUGUGAGAGACGGAACUACAUGGGGUGAGAGAGGAAAAGGAGACAAUCAUUUCCCACACGUGUUCAUUUAGGAUAUAAAAAACGGCUUGAAUAAGAAUGGAAAGAUGAGGUCACUUUCUUUUCUUUCUUUUUUAGCACAUUUUUACAGCUGUUAAAACAAUUGCCUAGGAACAAAUCAGCAUCCUAAAACCCAAUCCUCAAAACCUCUUCACUUGUUAAGAGUAUACACUUGGCUCAUACCUGCUGAGCCCCCCUGGAAGCUUUUCCACUUGACAAUGUUUUAUUUUCUAUUGGUGUUGAUUUGACCUGCUGACAAGGUCAUUUUUGCACAUUACAUUUUUAAGAGCGAGUGUAAGACGUGCUUGGUGUAUAUAGGAAAGAGAUGGGUAAAAGUGCAACAAAGAUCCAGGGCCAGUUUUUCUGUAACUCUCUUCCAACUUACAUUUUAAAGAUGUAAUUCGGGAAGGGUGGGGCUGCUGCUGGUUGGCUAAAGGCACAAAGUAUUUGUAAUGUCAAAACAGCCAGAAGCAAGGCUGAUGUAUGGAACUGGCAUGGGCUGUGCGUUGUGUCUCAGGCCCAUGUAUCGUUUGCCUGACUAGUGUUAGAGACAUUAUCAUCCGUGCAAAGCUUCAAAGUGUAAAGUGUGGAUAAGCCCUGAGACUAUGGUUCUUAAAUUAAGAGAUUUCUUUUACUUUCAUUGCUCACAGUUACAUACCCGACUGGUGUUCUUCCUUCGAGAAUGCUCUGUAAAUUCCUUGGGUGGACCAGUCUAUGCUGAGGCCAGAGCACUCAGGAAUCCUGGUCUGGAUCAAGGAAUGAAUCUACCCUAGACGUUGCCAUCAGCUCAGCAAUCCUGCAGCAGUGCUGGCUGCAGAGCCCUCUUUAACCUAGUGACUUUGCAAACCACCAAUGACUCAUUUAGCACAGGCUGCAGAGAAGCACAGAAAACAGGAAGUUCCCAGAAGGUCUGUCUGUUUCCUGCAGAUCUACCAAUUAAUAGUGCACUGUACCAUAUUCAAGGGCUUCUCUCUUUUACUUUCAAUCAUAAUUACGCACAUAGAACCAGGCCUCAAAAAUAUCAAGCCCAUCCACUAUUUCAAGAGGAAAUCAAUUAACCGUCCAUAAAGCAGGCAUGAGGUUCAGAGUAAUACUGCCAAGUCUUACACCUCCGAUAGUAUAAUCCUCUUGCUAACAAAUUGCUAACAAAUUAUGCCACAUUCUUGCAAAUAAUCCUGCUGUGGUGUAACCUAGGCUGCUGCCUUUUUAUGGACCUUACUGUGGCGCACCUUUAACAGAAUUCAGGCAUGCUGAAAGCAAGCCAAAGCAGUAAAACACCACAUUCAUUAGCACCAACUAAAGUUCACAAUGUGGCAUAUAAGCAUUUGAGUUACACAGUUCUCCUCUUCAACUGUUGGAUGUGCAAACAGUAAUGUGAAAGAAGUUUCUGGCAGGUGAUAAUGGUUUUAAGCCCAAUCUGCAGCUCAUUUCAAUCUAAAAAUGGAUAUUGGGAAAAGGUCUUGGAAGAUUAAUUGGGGUAGAAUCGUGUCUUGUGCUAAGCCUACACAGAGACAUGCUGGGGCUGGGAGGAAAUGGAACUUUUGCAGGCAUGAAGAAAUACCCUCCAACAUUCCUCAGAUGAAAAUAGGGGCAUUCUAUUAUUCUAUAUCAGUAUCACUGCCAGGUUUUGGGGGGGAACUUUUUGUUUUGUUGUUGUUUUGUUGUGGGACAAACCUUGUUAUGUUGAGUUCGAAUUUUGCACAUUUUGUAUAUGGUGUCUGUUUGAUAAUGUGUGGUUUGCUAUGCCUAAUAAAGGAUCUUGAUUGAUAAAUAUUUUUCUUAAAGUUUUCAUGAUACAGACAACCCACCUGAAGCCCAGCCAGCUCCAGUACCAACCCUUGAACCCCAUAACAUUUUUGCCCCCCAUCAAACAGCAACCCCACAGGCCUUCCUGUACCCUACCAGCUACACCCUUCUCCUCCACCUCACCAACCCAGGCCCUGCUGCUGCCCAGGGUCUCCCCUCCAACCACUGCCUGCUCUUCAAGCCUGACCUCCUUAUUUUUAUUUGACAUGGCUGGGUGGCCAGAGAGUCACAGCCUCUCAUAGUGGGGACAGUGGCAGCAAUGUCCCCAUUGCCUCAUUCCCCAUUCUACCUCCUCCUCUUCCCGCUGCUGCUCCAUUGGCUGGCCGGCUUGGCUCCCUCCCUUGGACCUAGCACAAGACUCCUCCUUCUUCCCCCCACCACACCCAGUCUUCUCCGACUGUCAGGAAUGGUGGCAAAGGAAGGGUAGCCUCAGCUGGCAACUCUCUCUUCCCCCUGCUUCCCCCAACGUGAAGCCAUUUCCGGUUAGCAUACCUCAACAAAGGUGGGAAAUCAGGAUUCUGCAUGACAAAGUGGGAAGCUGUGAUGGCUUAAGGGUUUUCCUGAGGGCCCUGCAAAUUUUGCGGAAGUUGGAAGAGAAGGGUGGGAAGGAAAGAGGCUGCUGUUGCUCAGUUUUGGAGCACAACUUUAGCAUGCAAAAGGUCCCCGGUUCAGGCAAGGGGAAGAAAGACUUGUCUUGGAACUCAGCCACACUGCCAGUCAUGAGAGAAAACAAUACUGAACUAGGUAGACCAGGGGUCUGGCCUCAGCGUCAGACAGCUUCCUCUUUCCCAAAAGCUGCCUCUCCUAAGUAUCUGGGUGUUGAGCGGCCUGAGAGCAGCAAGAAAGCUGGCAAGCCUUCUUUGAGUUUGAAUGUUUGAAUUAUAGGGUUCGUUCUUAGGCAUGGGGGAGGUUUUUCCGCCUCUUAAUGAAUCAAUCCUGGAUGUUUCUUCAUUGUAACAUUUGGUUUCCAGCAAGCUGCGUGGGAGCCGGGUCUUGCUCCUCUUAGGGGUGUUCUUUUCUUUCCGUGCAUAAGCCUUGCAGAAAAGCAACAGAGGCAGCCUCCCAUACCUUUCCCGACAUCCUUUGGUCAAUUAUGCUGCAGAUUUAUCUGAGCUAUGCCACUUAAAUGCUCAAAGGCUGCCACGCCUUUGUGUCCCCCUCCCAACAACCUUUUCACCUCUAACUGUCUCCCCCAGGAUGCCAGUAAGUGGAGAUCCGGAAAUGAAAUUUCAUUUUGGAAUUUCAAGCACUGUCUUGGAAGGCUGCCAGAGCGUACUCAAGAAUAUGAAGUCUGAAAAGAGGAGGCAAAAGCUUCUUAUUUAAAUGCAGCUCAUGGCUCAGCCCGCGGAAAUUCUCUGCUUAUAACAAUCAAUUAAGAAUACUGCACAGAGUAUUCUGCAAAGCCCAAGGAAAAGGGAACUACAUUCUCUCCCGCCUCCCUCUGCUGCUGUUUUGUUCUAUACGCAUACCAGCCACAGCUUUAACUCCUCAUAUGACAUGUUCAGCACGGGAAGGAAACGGCUAACCAUGUGUUCUCUCUUUGCAAAGCAAGAGAACAUCUAACGCUGUCAAGCAAGAACACAGAGUACCUUUCGAGCUGCAAUUUCAAAAGAAGCCAUCUUGACAGAAUCGUUUUUUGAUUGCUGAACUCUUGUCAAGCAGAAGUUAAUAUUUCAUGAGCUAAUGAAUUCUGUGAGGGUGAAAAAGCCGGCCGGAGUUGUCCUUCAUUCCAAAACCUUUUCCAGCAGCAAAGCAGUUAAUGUGAUCUCACUGACCUUACAUAAUUUUGUUACAUCUCAUCCUCUGAACCCUUUUCUCUAAAGAGCUCAGGGCAAGGGAGAUGGUUUCCCCACACCCAGUUUGUUCGUAGAUAGAUAAUAGAUAGAUGAUAGAUAGACACAUAUAACAUCAUUUUCCAAUUAACAGUCGGUUAACAUUGGACUUACCCUCCAUCCCUCCAUGGCUUCCCCAAAAUUCCAACUAUUGCUGCCUAUUAUAUUCUCCACCACAAUUUUCUCAGAAACAAUUUUACUGCUAUUCAAAGCCUACUUGCAUUUUAACAUGUUUACAAAUAUAUAUUUUUAAACAAUACACAAACAUUAUCCACUCUUCCUUAAAGUCUGCCUCAUCCUGAUCUCUAAUGCUACUUGUUAAACUUACCAAUUCAGCAUAUUCCAUCAAUUUCACCCGCCAGUCGUCUUUAGUAGGUACCACCGCAUUUCACCAUUUUUGUGCGUAUAGUAUUCUCGCUGCGGUUGUUGCAUAUAUAUAUAUAUAUAUAUAUAUAUAUAUAUAUAUAUAUAUUCAUCUGCUUUUUUGGUUCAUCUACCCCAGUUAUCUCUAAGAGAAAGGCUUCUGGUCUUUAUGGAAGAGUCACCUUAAAUAUUUUCUUUGUCUCAUUGUAAAUCAUCUCCCAAAAUCCCUUGGCAACAAACCCACUUUGAGUCACAGCCACCCUGUGAAGUAAGCUAGACUGUAAAAUGCAAGCGUGCACACAAAUGCCCCUGAUUGAUGUCCUAUGGUUGACACUUCAUGGUGGGAGAAGUGGGUUGUGGGAAGAAGGAUAAUAUAGGGAUCAUAGGAUGAGCUCAGUGAAUUAGUUAACCCUUCAGGCUGGAAUUCUAUGCACACUUACUAUGUUUUGUCUUGAGUAAGUAGCGCAGGGGUGAGCUGCUACUGUGCCGCAUGUCUGCUGCAAGCUGUGCUAGGAGCUGCAAGGCUGGCUCCGCCAAUGUAGCCCAAUCACUCAAAAUGUGAGAGGUUUGUACUUUCCCUCACCUAUUUGGCUUCCCCAGUGCUCCGAUCUCCUCCUCAUCUUGAAGGCUUCAUGAAUCAUAAUUGUCAGAAAGGCACCGUGUGUAGCUUACUUGUACCAUCACAUUUUUUUCUCUCGUCUAGUAGGCGCGAAGCACAAUGAGCCACAUUAAUGAAAUUGCAGGCAAGUACAGUGGUUUCACAUUUGCGGCCUCAUCCAUUUCUGCAGCUAUAUCUAGCAGACAAAAGAGCAGAAACUUGCACUUCACGCUGAGGUAAAAGGAGAGAGUCUCCCUCCCAGUCUCUCUCUCACUUCCCCCAUCAAUUGAUUGCAUUGUCCUUGAGACAUCUGCUGACAACAAGGGCUGAUGGGUAAAAGGUGAAAGAUGAUCCAUGCCCAUUAGAUGUGAAUAAUUACAUCUGAGAUAUUAUACAUUUCAAUUAUACCUAUAAAACAACCAAAGUAAGCAGGAGUUUAUGCUUGUAUUUGAUUUAGGCAACGGAAAACAAAAUUGCAGUGUGACUGCUUAUUGCUGUGUAUGCCUGUGUGUGCAUUCACACCCACACACCAAAUACCUUGCACAGGAAGUUUGCUGCAGUGAAACGCAUAAACAUAUGGGGGUUUUAAAGGUUUGUCUGCAUUGUAAAGGUUUGUUUAAUGAGGAGCGAAAGGUAAUUCAAUUAUACAGUGGUAUCUUGGUUCUCGAACAGCUUAGUUGUUGAACAAAUCAGCUCCUGAAUGCCACAAACCUGGAAGUAAAUGUUCCAGUUUGCAAACAUUUUUAGGAAUCCGAACCUCUGACACGUCUGAGUGCAUGAAGCUCCUGCAGCCAAUCGGAAGCCGUGCUUUGGUUUUUAAAUGGUUUCGGGAGUCGAACGGACUUGAGAAUCAAGGUGCCACUGUACUCCCAAGGUGUGUGUGUUUGUGUGAUGUGCAGUCCAGUAAAUCAAGGGAGGGGUUUGCAUUACUGACUUAGAGCGCAGUGAAGUUCUUGGUUGUUUUUGUGGUGCAAUUUCUCAUCACUUCUCCCCCAGCUGUUCACAUCAACACAGCUUAAUUAGAGUCAGAUUCAUUGACAGCAGCAGGAAAACAGAGGUUUACAGAUUAUUUCAGAAAGUAGGCCAGGUCCUUUGGUGGGUAGCAGUCCUUAAGGUAUCCUGGCCCUAAGCCUUUCAGCAUCUGCGGCUGUCCUGUGGAUCACCCCACUAUCCUGUAAAAAUAGGUGGGCGGUGAAUGGUGACUGGAGAGAGGAGGACAUACAUGGCUUCCAUGGAAUGCCCUUCCCAGGGAAGUUUGCCCUUUGUUCCCUUUCCAGCACCAGGCAAGGACAUGUUUAUUUGCCUGGGCACUCUAUCACGAUGCGACAUAUAAGCUAGUUUAUAAUGCUAGCUUUAUCUGUUCAGCUGAAUUUAGGUGCUGGAUUUUUGUGCAGAAGAUUGUGAUAUUAUAUUGAUACUUCCUUAUUGUUGUUUUUUCUGUUUCCCUGAGAGAUUACCACUGAAGGAUAACCUUUUUAAAAUAAAAAAAUAAGGGAGAUGGCCAAAUGGAUGUCCCAGGGCAGGACAUUCCAGAGCCCAUGAAUGUCAGUACAUAGACAUUUUGGGUAUCUUUACCCAGCUUCUUCAUUCUUUACCUAUAGGGAGGAAUCCCCAGCCUUGACCCUGACAUGCUGUGUGCCUUCAUAGAACAAAUGAGACCACAGUAUGUAUGCAGUCCUAUACAAUAAGCCAUGGAAUAGUUUGUCACUGACUGUUUUAGCUUCAUUACAGAAUAUGGAUGCCUUGAGUCAUGGAAGUAAGCAAAAUGCAGUUGUCAGAUCUGCAGUGUGUCAAAUGGCAUGGUUUUUUUGUGGCAACGUGCAAAAAAUCAGCCAAUCUCAGGAACAUGUUCGGUCAAGACAGGAGUCGUGAAUUUUCUCGUUCCCAUCACUGAUGUGUUUCUCACGCACUCAAGGGACAAAGGAGCACGAUGAUCUUCUCUGGAGCCUUAAAAUAAAAAGGAACUGAACAGACUUUUGCUUUCUGAAGUGACAGAUGAAUGUAACUGUAGCUAAUCCAUAAGAAGUGGCAUAGUGAGGUAGGAAGAUCAUAGCACUUUCCAGCUGGCCCAAGACAUUUUGCCGCCUGAGGCAAAGGACAAGAAGGCUUCUUCUCCAUAUCCCAAUGUAUGGAAGCCAGCUGGACCAACAGCUGAUUCUUACUGUAAUGUGGUGAUGGGAUUGCAUCCUGUACUGCACUGAAGGCAGCAAGGACAGACUCUGUUGUAUACAAGCUUCUGUCCUCCAACAGAGGGGAAUUACUUUCAGACCUAGGAGGAAUAGCCAGGGGCUGCCAUUUCUGCCCCCCAGCAACUGCUGCCUGAGGCAGAUGCCUCACUUUGUCUAAUGUUAGGGCUGGUUCUGAUACUUUCUAGUUGCAGGUACUGGAAACCUCCAUAUAGCUUUUUGUUCCCUGGUUCAAGACUCCAAAACGUUGUACAGUUCACUUAGCUGUCUGAAAUGCAGUUCAUGUGGCAUGUGUGUGUGUGCUCACACCAAUGGCAGGGAGAAAAUCACUACAACUAUGAACUUUACACCAAUAGCUUCUGUGUGGCUCCAAAUUCAAGUGGCCACACUUACUUGAUUAGUGGCUACACACACACACACACACACACACACACACACACACACACACGAAGCCAAAGCUGCCCUGAACCUUUAGCCUUUAUGUCUGCAAAGAACAUGACAAGGCUGGAUAGCUCAGCUGGUUAGAGAGUGGUGCUGAUAAUGCCAAGGUUGCAGGUUCAACCCCUGUAUGAACAGCUGUGUAUUCUUGCAUUGCAGGGCGUUGCACCUCAGGGUCCCUUCCAACUCUACAAUGAUUCUUUGAUUCUAAGGCACUGCAAAGCAAGAUAAGGGCAGUGCUUAAUUUCCACAGCAAGAAAAAAGGUCACGCCAUACUUCCUGGCUAUCACACCUUAUGACCUAGACAUUCUUCCCUCCAAUCCUAAAUGUAUCUAUGAGUGAUAGAAAACUACUUUGAACAUGCACAGAGGCAUUCUCCUCUACACACCGUAUCCCUUGCACAAAUUAAGCGUUGGGUUGGCUAGGUCUCCCAGUGCAACUCUUCCCCUUCCCCCGCCGCAUCUGUGCAAAACUAGUUUUGAAAAUACACUCCAGUGCAUGCAGUUGUGAUUACUUAAGGUGCCUAAGCAGAGCUCACAAGCAUCCAAAUAUAUAUUUGUAUUAUAAAUAUUGCCUAAUAAACUGUCUGCAAACAUCAGAGAUUGUUUCUUGCUGUUGCUGUAGCUCAGAAAGAAGGAUUCGUAAUGCAUACUUCUGAUCCCUAUCCUGUGUUUUAUUGCAGCUCCUUCGCUGCUGUUCCCAAGUAGACUUUAUUACUCAGUUGACAUCAUGUUUGCAGUGUGGGUGUGUCCCUGGUACUUAAUCCACUUGGAUUCACUUCGUAAACAUUCCCGUAACUGAUACUUUUAGUUUACUUGCUCUUAUUCCUCAGUAAUGCAGAAGUGAACUGGCCUCUUCCACAUGGGGAUUCCACAUGGAAUUUACAAAUGGUUAAAAUACUCCAGUAGAAAGGGAGAUGGGCUUUCAAUUGGGAAUACAGAAUUUCGAAUAUAGCACAUUAUUAUCCAUGUUUUUACACAUGCACACGAACUUACUCUUCAGAGAUUAAUUGCCUUUUUGUUUUUUCGCCUUGGCAAUUGAAUAACACACCAAACCACAAUGCUUUUAUUACUUUGUAAACCAAGGAAUAUUCAGUUUUUUUUUUCAGAAAAUUGAACUUUUUAAAUGGCACGUCUCUCCACUGGCAUAUUUCCCCCCACUCAGAAACCUCCUUAAACUAUUUAUGCCAGGUAUAACAAAGGCAAGAUCAGGCACAAGGAUAAUAGAAAAACCAAGCAUAAAAGUACAAUAGGAUGUUCUGUUUCUAUAGAAGUCAAGUUUACAUAAACCUGAGGAAUUAUUAGCAGUGCUCUUUGCCCUCCUACUACAAGUGUCUAUCUUCAUCCUAAAGUCUAAUAAAUGCAGCUGCCAGGUCCAGGGUGCAGUGAAACCUUCUAAUAUACAGGUGUGCAAAUCCCACAUUUUCAGUUCCUUCUUUUGAAUGGUAAUACUGGAUAGCCAUAGGCCUUUCCUAUUCUCCUUAACACUCUUCUCAAGGCAUAAAUAAGCCAAGCUGCAGUGAGCUCUCUCACCACAUCCAAGGCAAGGGUUCCUUUCCUCUGUGGUAUUCUAGAACAGCCUCAUUUAUUUCUACUACCACACAGUUAGGCCACAAGCACAAGACCCUGCCCUUAGGCAACACAGCAACAUCUGAUAGUGUGCUUCUGGCUGUGCGGGAUUGCGUUCAUUUCCUGCAACAGGGUUCUUUCACAAGCCUCCUAACUAAGCAACCGAAGUCCAGCCUCACCAUUUCACAAAAGGAGUGAGACGCCUAGGGAGGUUUGAGGCCAUCACCACCGUAUUUCCCAAGGCAGCAUAGAAUCAUAUAAUUGCAGAGUUGGAAGGGACUCUGGGGAUCAUCUAGUCCAACCCCCUCCCAUGCAGGAACAUACAGCUGUCCAGCACGGGGAUCAAACUUGCAACCUACAACCUUGGCAUUAUCAGCACCACACUCUUAACCAAUUGAUCUAUCUAGGCAUUCACACUCUACAUUUAAAGCACAUCUGCCGCCCCAGCCUCCAACCAAAGGUUCUUGAGAACUGUAGCUUUAGGGUGCUGGUAAUUGUAGUUCUGGGUAGGGUAAACUUCAAUUCCCAUAAUCUUUUAUUUUUGUGAGGGGAAGGGAACAAUCUUUAAAUGCGAGAUGUGUACACAGUCCAAAAGGCCACAUGCAUAGACUCUAUGCAUAUAUAUUCUAGCUGUGCAGGGUUACAUUUCUUAGGUGAGGCUCGGUUGGGUAGUGAGGGUGGUAACCUGGCUGGAACAGUGGCUGACAGAGAAAUGAUAACCCAGCCAUUCAGGGGAAGGGAAGUGUCUGAUUGGAGAGCAGCAUGUUUGGAGCCCCCUCUCCUGAUAUAAUUUGGGGUGCCUUCAGGGCCCCAAAUGUGGCAUUUUUGUUUUUGGUCACACACCCCUCCGUUUCUUCAGCCUUCGAAAACCAUUGAUUGAUUGAUUGAUUGAUUGAUUGAUUGAUUGUGUUUGCAGCUUAUUUAUACAGCAUGCAUUUGCAAAAUAGGAUCUUUAAGUCUGUAUGUACGGUAUAUUCAUGCCAUAUAACCCAGGGGUUCCCAAACAGUGGCCCAUGGAUCUCCGUGAGCUACAGUUCAGGCGGCCCACAGUGUGACUGUAAAAAUACAAUUAAAAAUCAUACAGCACAUAAUGAUUUUUCCUGCCUGCUGUUGAAAUUGUAGAGUGGUCUGCCAAGACCCUCAACAAACAUCAAGGGGUCCUUGGGGAGGAAGUUUUGGGAACCACUAAUAUACGUAAGGAGUUUGUUUCAGCUGCUGAAUGGAUUGUUGAGUAAAUGGUCUGCAGCAGACAAUCCAAGCCCCUAAAUCCAAUCACAGAGUGCUUGUAAAAAAACCAGCCAUGGGAUGUAUUUGCAAUUUCUGUUUUACAUUUAUCUCAUUAAUAGCUUAGGCUAGUUUUGCUCUGCCUCUCAUCCUAACCUACCUUACAGGGCUGCUGUGAGACUAUAGGGGACAUGUGCAAACCAUUUAUGCCUUGAGCUUCUUGGAGGACGCUGCCCGGACGCUGAGGUCCAGGGCAGAGGGUCUUCUGGCGGUUCCCUCACUGCGAGAAGCAAAGCUACAGGGAACCAGGCAGAGGGCCUUCUUGGUAGUGGCGCCUACCCUGUGGAACACCCUCCCAUCAGAUGUCAAAGAGAUAAACAACUACCUGACAUUUAGAAGACAUCUGAAAGCAGCCCUGUUCAGGGAAGUUUUUUUUUAAUGUAUUUUUAACCUUUGUUGGAAGCCGCCCAGAGUGGCUGGGGAAACCCAGCCAGAUGAGCGGGGUACAAAUAAUAAAUUAUUAUUAUUAUUAUAUAGAGAGAGAGAGGGAGAGAGAGGGGAGGAGAGAAUAUAAUAAAUGAUUCGUUGUUGCUGUGAUAACCGUGGUAUUUCCCAUUCUUUCUUUUUCCUUGGAGGAAGGGUGAGACAUAAAUGCAGUAAUAAUAAUGGUACAACAAUGCUUUCCUUUUUGUUUAAUUGAUUAUAGUAUUCCCCUUCUGCCUUUUCCCAUGGGAGGGACAGGGAGUGAGGGAGCCAAAUGUAUUCCUGUUUCGGUCUUCAGGGCUCCUUGGUCCAGGUUACGCCAAGAGGCUUCCACCCAAUCAUUUUCCGGCUUCCAUUAAUUUUAAACUGAAGAUCAUCUCAGGGAGGCACAGAGAUAAUAGGGUCAGGUCAGGUUUCCAAUGUAAGCCUGCAAUUAGGCAGCAUCAGUAAGAAGCCCAGAAGGAAUGGGCCUGCCAGAUAUUAUUACUGCAUUCCGACCUUCUUUCCCACCCUAUUAAGAAGCAUCAGAGCCAUACUGCCUUGGGAGGCCCAUCUGCCCAUCCGCUGCCAGAACCUCUGGAAUGGGUGCCAAGUACCUUUCAAGAGGCAAGCAUGAGAUCUGGCUUUAUUUCCCAGCAUGCCCAUUGCAAGGCAUAUACGUAAAUAACUGCCACUUGAAAGACACUCAUCAAGCAGCCACUCUUGACCUUUUUGGGGGUCGAGGAAGGUAUAGUUAAGUGGGGCAGAAAGGAGAAAUUGGGAGCGUUAGUCAAGUAAUUAUUGAGCCACUCAAGUAGCAGCUCUUUACAUACAGGCACCAGUAGGCCUGAGCUAGUAUAAGGUCUAAAGAUGUCCUACGAAGAAACCUUGUUCUUUAUUCUGGCUCAGGAUUUUACCACCCCCUGGAAGGUUAUGAAAGAACGUUGAGAGGUCACAACAGGAAGUGCAAUCAGCAGUGAGUAAAUAGAGUUUUUCCUUCCUUUUCUAUGGUUUUUCAAAACUUCCUUCUCCAGUUCCAAAUCCUCUUAGAGCUGUUGCUCUCAAAUGUGUGUUGGGUGAGGGCUGAGGAAGGUUUCACAUGUCUGGCCUUCUUUUGCAGGGUCUACCUGCUGCCUGUUCCUCCUUUCUUGCACCCUGAUUUUUCAUUUCUGCAAAGUCAGCCGCAUCAUAUUUUCCCAUGUGGGCCUAGCUUUGUUUAAGACAUACCUUUUGUGUGCUUUCUUCCUGUUAAUUUUUUUUUUUUUUAAAUAAGCCUUUUAAAACAUUUUUAAACCCUUGGGAACUCCUGGGACCUGGCUGCUGAUAGGAGAAUUCUGCUGCUGCACGAACUAAAUGAAAACACAAACGCGUCCUCUUGCAACAUAUUUGACUGCAUGGCGCAAUAUGUUCUCAGUGGCGAUGUGCUAUAAAAUCUAAUCUACCUACCUCAUUUUUCAUGAAAAACAAGCUGUCAGGAGAGAAAUGUCAUAACUGAAUCUGUCUCUGGAGAUGGCAAUCAAAGCACUGGCCAAAGGUCAACAAACCAAAUUAUGCACAUCCCAUCCUUAGCUCUGUGUGAAUUCAUGCUGAAACUCUUCUGUUCCUCAUAUAUAACAGACAUAAGUGGAAUCAUUUCCUCUGUUGAAGUAUUUUUCUAGCAGCUUAGAUUUGAUGUAUAAGCUUGUUAAAGAGAAUAAUCCUGCAGUCGUUUUAUUAUAUAUUUGUGCACCAACAAGUACAAAAUAGCCCCUCUGCAGUGCCACAAAUCCAACUCAGUGGUGCAACGUUGGAAAAUGUUGAUCCUUUCUCCUACCUAGGCAGUUAUCUUCCCACAAGGGCCAACAUUGAUGCCGAAAUCCAGCAUCGCUUGAGCUCUGCCAGUGCGACUUUCCCCCGAUUGAAGCACUGAGUGUUUGAGGACCGAAACAUUCGCAGGGAAACCAAAAUGCUUGUUUACAAAGCUAUUGUACUGCCAACCUUACUAUAUGCUUGUGAAGCAUGGACGACUUACAAACGCCGUCUCCAACUCCUCGAAAGAUUCCAUCAACACUGUCUCUGAAAAAUUUUACACAUCACUUGGGAAGACAGGCGAACUAAUAGUGUACUGGAAGAAGCAAAGAUCACCAGUGUUGAAGCAAUGAUUCUUCAACAUCAACUUCGUUGGACUGGUCAUGUUGUGCGGAUGCCUGAUGAUCGUCCUGCUCCUGCUUCCAGUUUUUGCAAAACAUUGGUUUGCAUUAAAACCAGAAUACCUGACCACAGUUCAAUAUAAUCCUGGUUUGGGAGCAAAGCAACUAUGGUUUGCAUCAGCUAUGUGUCUUGUGUGGACAAAACAACAGGCUAUGGCUUGCCACAAAAUUGAAGCAGAAGCUUUUAAUCUCCUUCUUUCACAUGUGAAGGAUGGGAAGGAUAGAAUACAAGAGUCCAAUGUGUGUUGCUUGCUCCUUGGUCUCAUGAUAGCCAACUAUGUUUUGCUGUUAUGUCUGAAUUGGACCAAUAAUUCUUGAUAAUACUCAUUGGACCCAGUGAGUAGUGUGGAAAUGCGCAAUGAUGUAGCCAAGUGGAUGUCAAUUAGGUCAUUUGCAUGAUGGGAAACUGCCACAAGUCCCAUGCAAGGCCCACUAGGCCACCAUCAGGGAGAAGCCUGGUGGCUCACUGACCAUUGUGGACUCAUGACACUUGUGUUGCUUGCUGGUAGGGCCAUCAGUUCAUGCUCCUUAAUGACCACUUGACAGGGCCAACCAUGCAAACUACCUUACCAGCCAGUCACCAGGGCUGUUAUGGGAUGCUGAAUAUAUGGCAGCACUAUAUGUAAGGAUACCCUUACUCUGGGCUCAAAUAUACUUUUAGAUCCUGCCCUUUACAUUUACUGUUUGAUUUGGAGUUUAGAGUUCAUAUCUCUCACCUUUUCUACACCAAAUCCUCCAAAUCAACAAGGUUGACGUUCCUAGAACCUUGUGACUUCUCCAGCUCUUGGCUCCUUAACACAAACUCUGUAGAAGAGAGUCCUGGUUUUUGGUUUUUUGUAUUUGGUUUUUUUUAACAAAUCUCUAAUCUCACAUAACAUUGAGCUGAGGAAAGAGGGAUAGAGUUCAGUAAUUUCUAUUUGCGUCCCAAAUAAAAGCGAGGGAGAGCAUGCCAUUUCCCAGAUGAUGAAAGUAUAAACAAUUCAAUUAAAAGCAUUCAAAUGAUGAGAAGCAACUGUACUGUGCCUAAUCCUAUGACUUUGGGCAGCACAUGUUUGAUUGGUAGAGCACUUAAGUUCUUAACAGUGUGUACUAGUCACUAGUGUAUCUCAAAUGUACACCUAAUAUUGGAGCAUAUCUUCCAAAUGUACUUUACUUAGCUGCAACGUUUCCUUGUUUCAUUUCCUUAUUUACUAGCAUUACAAGUUAGCAUGCACAAAGCUUUGAUAGGCUAAAAUGGAUAGGCAAGUCCUCUGCAUACCUACCCACAAAGUUCAUAGGCAUUUGCUUUCUGAUAAGUGUGCAUGUAGCCUUGGGAGUGUUUGGGGUCUUAGAUAUGAACAAGAGAUCAAAUUACAUGGAGAGAUGUACGUAAUAUCACAAGGGGGAAAAUAUGAGUGAUCCUGGGGGUUUACACAACUGGAAGUUAAAAUUGCCAAAAAAAACCUUUAGUGGGGCAUGCCAGCUUGUCGUUCCUGUGCAAAUGUUUAAGAUUCCUGCUUCUUGCAUCACCAUGAUAAGGUGUAAGAUAAUGUGAAACUAGUACAUGUGAUCCCAGGAGAGGAUAGAGGAAGCCAGUGUUGGCAUGUUAUCACGUAUCCUAACCACCUACCUCCAGACAGAAGUAAUUUAGGACUUGACAAGUCUUGUUAAGCAUCCAUCAAACUGUUAAUUUGACUAGAAAAGCAUAUUCUGGGAUAACUGAAGCCUGAAAAUUAGUUACUUUUGGAGCCAGCCUAAGAGAUCAUUUUUGACAUUGCCAGGUUGCACCUACUAGCUACUAGAUUCCACCAGGCUGUGCACCACCACAACCCACCAAGUUCUGCUCUGUUUCUAACACCCAUGAUUCAUCAAGGUGACAUGCCUGGCUAAAACCUUUGUACUGCUUUGGCUUUGUCCCUCUGCUUCACCUGGGGGAAUCAGCAACUUGUAAAAAUGAAGAGUUGGCAAAUCUAGACAUAGCUUUGGAGAUAUGUAGGAUCGUGAAAUGGUAGUUUCUGGUGUUUGAUACACUCCAUGAACUGUGCUGUGAGGGGAAGGGGCUUCUGGGGUACCAGGCUUGAGAAUAAUUUUGCAGUGGUGCUUCUUCCUAUGGCAGGUGUGCCUACCUCAGCUGGGAGUCAUAAGAAUGAUGGGGAGGAGGAGAAGUCAAGCCUUCUCCUGGAGAACAUGUUCAGACUCUGCAAAGGGUCUAAUGUGGAUUUGUAGCUGAGAUAUAGCUUAAGUGCCAGAGAGAAGGAAAAAAUAUGCAAAAGCAAACAAAACAACCACAAUACCAUUAAACACCACAUGAAUAUACUGCAUUGAUGUUAUUUCUAAAGCCAAUGACUAUGUACACCUUGUACAGAACAGCAAUGGAAAUAACCUGCGACCCAUGGUUUUUGUGACUCUUUAAAAAAGAAGUCAAAAACUGUGUUCCAAAUCAAUAAGCACUCCCCGAUAAAAAUAGACAUUGUGUUUCUACCUGGUCUCUUUGUGUUCUCCACACACAUUUCUUUUAUAUGCAGGAAUGGGCACCUUGUCAAGUCGGAAAAGCCCGCAGGGCCUUAAACCUCAAAAGAAUAAAUCUUGGAUCAUCCAACAGCUCUGGCAGGAAGCCGGCUGAUGAUUGCAACUGUAUGUACAGCACAUCCAUGUCCCCAAUCCCAACAGGUGUUGUUAAACCUGUCAGCAAUGUUUACAUGGCAUAUGCAUCAAAGCAACCAUUAGUAGGAGGGCUUGAUUGCACAUAGAUGGCUCUAUAUUGUCAUAAUUUGAAAACGUAUAUUCAUAAAGAAAGAGGACAGGGCAGUCAUUCCCUACACCGUCUUCUGCAUCUGACAAACAACCGCUGCUGUUGCUGCACACUCUUAUGCUCUGUACACCUUGCCAUUUGCUCUUGCUCCAGCACAUUCCCACCACUGGUUUGUGAAGCAGAGUACACACUGCAUUAGCCACAGCUUCAUUCAAUAGCAUACCCUCCAACAUUUCUCCAAUGAAAAAUAGGGACGUCCUAUUCCAUAAUAAUAAUAAACAUAAUAAUUUUAUUAUUAUUUAUAACCCAUCCAUCUGACUACUUUGGCCCAGCCAUUUUGGGAGGCUUCCAACAUAUAUUGAAGCAUAAUAAAACACUGAACAUUAAACAGAAUCUUCCCUAUGCAUGACUGCCUUCAGAUGUCUUCUAAAGAUUGUACAGUCUGUAACCUGAAGCGUAUGUAACCUGAAGCGUAUGUAACCCGAGGUACCACUGUAUUUUGAUUUAUUUUAAAGGUAAAUAAAAUAAAACGUUGCAAUUUUAGGCAUAAAGUCUAAUCAAGGAACAAUUCAUUGUUGUUUCUCUUAACAAUAUUAUGCUAUUUUGCCACUAUGAAAGGGUGGGUGGGUGUGGGUGGGUGUACUUGGGAGAUGGUUCCCUUUUUGUUGCACUAGAACGUUCAAAGGAACAAAAUUUUCAGUUAUUUUGUGAAGUGAAUUUUAUGUUCGUCAUUCCAGGAAAAGAAUGGCUCAAAGGAAAUAGCAGUAAAAGAGUUUCUCAGCUAGUCACUGAAGGCCAAAUUGACUCAAAGGAAUGUCAGCAAUACAAAAAGUACAUUAGGACUUAGAGCAGGGGUAGGCAACCUAAGGCCCGGGGGCCGAAUGCAGCCCAAUCGCCUUCUCAAUGCGGCCCGCGGACGGUCCGAGAAUCAGCGUGUUUUUACAUGAGUAGAAUGUGUGCUUUUAUUUAAAACUCAUCUCUGAGUUAUUUGUGGGGCAUAGGAAUUUGUUCAUUCCCCCUCCCCCAAUAUAGUCCAGCCCACCACAUGGUCUGAGGGACAGUGGACUGGCCCACAGCUGAAAAAGGUUGCUGACCCCUGACUUAGAGCACAUUGAAGGGUUCAGUUCCUGCAGCGUCAUACUUUGUCACUUCAUACUGAUUCAGGAGUUAUGUUCCUGCAUCCAAUCAUGGGCAUAUUGUGAACAGCUGAAUGGUGCAGAAUUGCUUUUUGGGGGAGGGAAUAAUAAUAAUAAUAAUAAUAAUAAUAAUAAUAGACAAUACUAGUGGACUUAGAGCCAGCUUUGUUGGAUGUGCAGGUUGGUAUAGCAAGUAUUACGUAAAUAGUUGACUAGGAAGGGUUAGGGUUAGGGUUUCUGAACCAUGAGGCUGGAAGAGCACCAAGGAGUUACUGUAGGCUUGUCACAUUAGAUAGUGCUGUAGCUUGUUCUGGGUGCAAAUGAGUGUGCUGUCUCCAUGUCAUAUCUAAUAUUAUGUACACAUUACCAGCUUAAAGUACAACGAGGUCUCCCUUUCCCUGCAUUUCAAGUCACAUUUUACAUUGCUGUACACACAGUAGAACAGGUGGGGAUGCCUUCAUCUGAUUUGUUUCCCCACAACAAACUCCGAGCAGACCCUCCCAAACGUCCCUAUUUUCCAGGGACAGAUCACGAUUUACAGAAACCAUCUCAGUUUGUGAUUUGAUACCGGAAUGUCCCACUUUUCCUUGGAGCAUCCCUGUUUUUAUUGGAGAAAUGUUGGAGGGUAUGGAGUUAUGAGCCCCCCCCCCCAAGCCAAGGAGAUAAGUAGCUAUACAAUGGUACCUCGGGUUACAUACGCUUCAUACGCUUCAGGUUACAGACACCGCUAGCCCAGAAAUAGUACCUCGGGUUAAGAACUUUGCUUCAGGAUGAGAACAGAAAUCAUGCUCCGGCGGCGCGGCGGCAGCAGGAGGCCCCAUUAGCUAAAGUGGUGCUUCAGGUUAAGAACAGUUUCAGGUUAAGAACGGACCUCCAGAACAAAUUAAGUACUUAACCUGAGGUACCACUGUAGGUGGUUAAACAACAGCCACACUGAUUGUAUCCUUCUGUCUGAAAUGAUGCCUUGGGGAGGGAGACUCUCUUUCCAGUCCUGCUUCUUAGAGUUUUCAUAGCACUAACCACUAUUCCUGUAUUACGCAGAUAGCACGAAUUACAUAGGUUGAGUCUACAGGUAGCAAUCUGCAAAAUUCAGCUAGGUGUGUCAAGAGGGCCUUGUGAAAACUCAUGCAACCUUUUGGUAAAAAUUGAAAUUCUGUUGUCGAUUCACUCGACUCACUUUACUCUUUUUACUCACUUUAUCUCUUUACUGUAUCUGUGCAAUGACAGACCCUUUCAUUAAUAAUGUUUACCUUCUGGCCAUGCAUCUUCCUUGUCAUGUGCGCAGCUGGUAUUGUCUUUGGUAGAGAACCAUAGCCUAGAGCCUACUUAUCCUUAGCUAUUGUUUUUAAUAGGACCAUUUUUCUAAAUUACAUCUUGACUCCUGGUUAUGUAUAAAGGCAGCACACAACACCAUGGGGAACCAAAACAGAUUUUCAUGUACCGUAUUUUUCGCUCUAUAAGACGCACCAGACCACAAGACACACCUAGUUUUUGGAGGAGGAAAACAAGAAAAAAAAUAUUCUGAAUCUCAGAAGCCAGAACAGCAAGAGGGAUCGCUGCACAGUGAAAGCAGCAAUCCCUCUUGCUGUUCUGGCUUCUGGGAUAGCUGCGCAGCCUGCAUUGGCUCCAUAAGACGCACAUACAUUUCCCCUUACUUUUUAGAAGGGGAAAAGUGAGUCUUAUAGAGCAAAAAAUACGGUAGUUUUUCUUUAUACAAUUAUAGUUCUUUCUAGAGGCAUAUUGAACUGAAAUUAAACCCUCUCAAGAUAGAAAAGGGGGUUCUAACUGCAUCCCUUAUUGCUGUAUUUCUGGAGAUAGGAGCCUAAACCAGGCUUUGGAUAACAUACACCACCGCCAGGCACACACACCAGAGAACUCCCUGCAAAAUUUAUUAGGUCUUUGUUAAUCUAUAUAACCACUUCAUCGAUUUGUAUUGUUCUUGGAAUAAAUUGUACUUUGACAUGAGAUAGGUAAAAAGUAAAGGAUCCCUGGGCAGUGAAGUCCAGUCAAAGGUGGCUAUGGGGUUGUGGCACUCGUCUUGCUUUUCAGGUGGAGGAAGCCAGUGUUUAUCCACAGACAGUCUUCCGGGUCAUGUGGGCAGCAUGACUAAACCGCUUGUGGUGCAACGGGACACCAUGACGGAACACUGUGAUAUGUGAGGUAUAUCAGCCUCACUCUGGCAACCCUAAUUUAUGAAGUACCUAAGGACGUGGGAGGCGCUGUGGCUUAAACCACAGAGCCUAGGACUUGCCGAUGAGAAGGUUGGCAGUUUGAAUCCCCGUGACGGGGUGAGCUCCCAUUGCUCAGUCCCUGUUCCUGCCAACCUAGCAGUUCGAAAGCAUGUCAAAGUGCAAGUAGAUAAAUAGUUACCGCGCCGGCGGGAAGGUAAACGGUGUUUCCAUGCGCUGCUCUGGUUCGCCAGAAGUGGCUUGGUCAUGCUGGUCACAUGACCUGGAAGCUGUACGCCGGCUCCCUCGGCCAGUAAAGCAAGGUGAGCGCCGCAACCCCAGAGUCGGUCACGAAUGGACCUAAUGGUCAGGGGUCCCUUUACCUUUUAAAAUAGUGUAGUGGUAAAAAGAACCAAUCCAGGUUCAGAAAUUCAUCUUGACAUGUGAAGAAUUAAACUAGGAACGAGGCAGUGGCAGCCCCACUCAUCUCACCCACCUUGUCGCCUGGCACGCAGACUGCUCUUCAGAUCUUCGCAUGUUUAGCAUGAAGGCCUGAGAGGCUUUUAAAGACUCAUCAGCUGAACACACUUAGGACUCUCCUGGUAAUCAGUAAUCCUGAUAAGCCAGGCUUCCCACUCACAGGGGAGGUGUCUAAGCCCGUUCAAUUGAGCAUAGUUAAAAACCCUCUUCAAACCUUUAUGCUAAAUGCAUAAAUAUCUGAAGGGCAGCCUGGAUAUGACCUGUGCUAUUCACUGUGCUUUCCCUUCGCUGGAGAAGAACAGGCACAAUGAAUCACACCAAUCUGGCAAGUGAGCGACUGAAUCAACCUCUUUCCUGACAUCUAAGUAGAUGAUCACUGAGGGAAUAAUUAGGGCUAAAACUGUACAGUUUUGGCUCCUGGACAGCGCUUUGUAGUAUCAGGAUGAGGAACUGUAAUCCUCCAUUUGAUUUUCUUUUUUUACUUUGUAAGAAAUAAGGUGCCAGGAUCUUGAUAAAAGGGUCAUGGCCAUCAGCACAAAAUGGCUGCCAUGGGCAGCAAAGAACAAUUUUUUAAACAAAAUUGAUGGUACACUGUACUAGUAAGUACCAGCACAAGAAGAGCGCUGCAGCUCUGUCUAGUAGGAAUCCAUGUACAGAGGCCUUCUACACACAAACGCACCUCACUGGAUCUGAAUGAUCACUGUAUGCAUAGUAUCAACACACAUUUUAAUGUUCUUCUGGGUCCUGUUGAUCAAUUCAUGGCUUUGUCAUAUUAAACUAUAGGCAGAUUGAUUAUUGAAGAGAGCCGUACUAAUUGUCUGUUUAAGGGGAGAGAAAUACUUCAUGUCUGUAGUAGUAAUCUUUUUAAAAAAAAUAAAUUGCUCAGAUAAACUAAGAAUCACUGAAUUUGAAAGAAGUAUUUGUCAUCCAUUAUUACUUGGCAUUGUUUUCAGUAGCCAAUGCAAUUGCUUUCUAGUCAAAUAAUGUUUGGCCUUGCCUAGUACAAAAGAGAAGCAGAGAAGCUACUUACUCCUUUUCUGUUUUUCUAACAAGAGCUAUGUAAAAGUGCCGUCUUUGGGGAAAACAGCCACUUCCUGCGUUUGGCAAGAAAAGCAGCACCCUUAGGCUUUUUCUAACUAAACAGAGAAACUCUUAUCCCUUUUUGUCUGUCUAACAAAUGUAUGAUAAUGAUAAUUUUAUAAGAUCCCAGGGUGGGUUACAAAAAACAAUACAAUAUUCAAUUAUAAAAACAGAUAAAGCUGUUGCCAUUCUGAAACCUGCAAAAGCAUUCCAAUGGAACAGAAUACAUUCAGUGAAAUAAAUUCUAUAUGUAUUGGUGUGUGGAAUCAUUAUAUGUUUCCCUGUAAAAUAGAUGCACCAUUUUGUAAACAUCUUUAAUGAAAGAACUCUAGGGUCAGAAUAGUGAUACGCACACACAAUAUCAAAAUGUUAAAAGGAAACAUAAAAAUAUAACAGGUUAGAAGUGAACAAUGUUACCUGGAAGUAAGAGGUCCCAUGAGAUGGAAAAAGUUGCACUGAUAUUUACACCUGAUCUUAAAUUCUUAUGAAGGAAUGUAAUAAAGGGAAAUAUAUCUGCAUUGGGAUGGUGUGGCAAGGUUUUCCCUUCUGUUCUGCUAGAUAACAAAGAAAUGUUAAAUAGGAGUUAUAAAACACGAAGGCUUACAUUGAACUUGGGAUGCUUGAACCUGAUACAUGCUCAAUUUACAUCCAACAAUUUGUUACCCCUUGCUCCAAACUUUGAGGGCACUAGGGAGGCGGCUCCAUUUGCUAACCAGAGCAACUUUGGCUGCUAACAGCAAACUGGAAAAGCCACCUCAUACUGUUAGAAGAGGGGGGUGGUCUGAAUAUAUAGAAUUAAGAAGAAUAAUUGAUCCUCAAACUUCUACAUAACUAGACACAUCCAUGAUGGAUGAUACAAGGAGUCUAAACUCACAGCGUCAUUUUUAGCAAAAGGACUGUAUUGUUUAUGGAUAAGAGGAAAGUAUGAGGGCAUUACAUCACACUGACUGACAAUUUUAUCCCACCGACUGACAAUUUCUGCUGAGCAUGUAGAAUUUUGAAGCAAUUUGACAGAUGGUUGCCCUCCAGUUCCUCUCCAUGUAUACAGUAAGAGGUAUUCUAAUGCCAAGGUAAAUAAUACUCGAGAUCACUCUGAUAAUAAGACCUGUGAACCCACUGUAAUAAAAGCAAGAAUCCCUCCCCACCCCUGGCCGAAAGAUGCCAGAGCUUCUGGGAAAUGUUCAUUUAUACGAAGCUGCCACAAAAAGUGAUAUAAAGUGGAUAUAGCUAGCAAGGAAUAUAGUGCAGAUCCAGUAAUUGUGUGACUGCAGGAGUAGGAAGCACAUAUUCACCACAAAACAGGAUGGGGGUGGGAAUCUAAUGAGUUCACCGUGUUGACCAUAUUCCUUAAGUGAUGCUAGAAGCUAUUCCCAGUCAUACCAUUAAGCACAGUGAGGCAGCCACCUGAGGCAGCAGAUUCGGGGUGUUAUGAAAGGGCAGCAAGAUAUUAGUUGUUUAAUUUAUUAUUACUGUAAUGCCAAGGAGGGGGAAGAGUUGUCUAUGGGAUCUGGUGCCUCAGAUGUCAAAAUAAUUGACAAGCCUUGAGAUUAUGCAAUGGGGGAGGGGAUUUGUGCCAUUUGCUGCUCCACUUCAGGCAGCGAAAUAUCUUGGGCCUGGCCUGUGAGACAUUGUGUGCCAGAAAGGUACAGUUCAGAUUGUUUUGCACCUCCAUGCAGAACAAAUUUAAACCAAACACAAUCACUGCAAUGUUAGAGUAAAUUUUGGCAAGGGGUCAAACCACAGGAUGCCUGAAUGAGUUUACAUUGCCAGGAAGAUUGGAAGCACUAAUUAUUUUUAUUAGCACAACUUCUCAGCAGAAAUGUAAUAAACCCCGGCUUAAGGACUCUUUAAAAUAUAUGUUAGCAGAGACAUUAGGUAUUAUCAAGAACCUAGGGCUAGACUCUGGUAGUUCAGGGCAGGGAAAUGUUGAGAAUAAACACAGGGUCAGUUUCCAUGCUACGUUUUGGAUGUAGUGACUGCAUCAUCAGUUGACUUUCCCCAGUAAUUUGAUCCUCUUAGCUAAUCUUCUGAAUAUUUAGGUUUAAACUGAGAUUGCAAUUUAUCACAUCCUGACCCAACACACUUUUUUUGGGGGGGGGGGUUCUAGGAUGUGCUGAGCUGCAAUCUCAUUAAGUGAUGGAACAUCCAGAAGAUUGCUUGUCUACAAAAAUGCAAAGAAAAGUGCUAAAUUUGCUCUCUCUCUAAAAAGAAGGUCACAAAUACCGGACUAUAAUCCUUACAUGCUGUCCUCCAGUAUGGCAUAAUUACAGAUGCCUACUUACAGUUAACUAACUUUAUAAUUUUCUAUAAACUGCGGGGCUAUAACUACAACUAUAACUGGAGGGAGGACGCAGAAUGAGUGAGAUGAAAAGAUCCCCAUGCAGAUGAGCCUAAGGUGCAUUAUUAUUUCAGUUGUGCUCAAUUGUAUUCAGCCAUGAGGUAACUCUUGUGACUUCCCUGCAUUAGGAAGUUUGGAAAUAGAGCCAUUUUCCCUGAGGACAAUAGCACACGUGUUUUCUUAAGCCAGAGAAUUUUUCAAGUUUCCAUGUGCUGCAUUAGUCAUUUCUCAGCCAUGAACUAAGCAAAUGUUGUCCCACACUACAUGCUACAUCCUGUAUUUUACCCGAACCUAAAACUGUUUCUCACUAGGCAAAUCUUGUUUUAUCACAAAGAAAAUCUGUGAAGGCAGGAUGUCUGGAUAAGAAUUUCUCCCCACCCAUCCCCCACAACCUUCACAUCUAGCAAGAGAAAUUCCACAUUUUUAUUAUAGGCUUUUCACAGCACCCAGAAUAUGGUACUACUGCUUGAAUUCAAGAAAAAAAAAAAAACACCUGACUGGCUUUUGAAAAUAUAUGAGUUUUGUAUUUGCUAGGUUAAAAUGAAGUCCUGGUUUAAUGAUACAAACUUAGGACUGGUUUCAAGUUUUUUAUACUUUUCUCCUCACAGACAGCUACUUUAAAUUCAUAGAUAAAUGAUUGAUCCAAAUGGGUGUGACCAUGGCACCUCAAUAUACAGGGUCACCUAAUUUAGAUCACUUCCUGGAAAAAAAGACAAUUUCACUUUACUAAUAUAUCACCAAUAUAUCUGAGGCAUAUUAGUGGAGUCAGGUGGUGAUUUUCAGAAGCACUCAAGAGAUUCCAAAAAGAUUCCACCUUCUUCCACUUCCCUAUUAGUUUGAGCCUUACCUAGUCCAAAAAAAUUUCUAGACACCAUUAUUAUUGUGAAAGAUGCGACUUACCCCACCUGCAAGUAGCCAUAAUCCAUGACACAUGGAACAUUAUGUACAGCCAAGCAAUUUAUUACUGUGUCUGUUCUGAUCCCAAAGAUCGUUAAAUACCGGUACGUUUGAAACAACUGAGUGACAUAUUUCUAAUUUAAGAUACAACCAUAAGCCACCAGACUGCAAAAGCAAGACACAAUUAUUGUAACAUAAACUACAUAAGAAAAACAGCACCUCUACCUCCCUGCCAUUCAGUUUUAGUUGAGUGACACCACCAACAGAGUCUGCUAGAAGUGAUCCUCAAAAGGAGUUCAAGAUGUCCCUAAUUACGUAGAACCAUGCCCUAUUUAGUUAGGUACUUGUGUUCAAGCACUGCUUAAAAGAAUGGCACAGUGUAUAGCAAUAUUUUUACAGCAAUAUCUUUUAGAGAUUUAACAAGCAUUCUCUCUUUGUAAAUCUGUCCACAAGGAGAGUGUUUGUUCUGUCAAAAAGUGGGCCAUAUUUUAUAGAAUACACAAACACAAGCAAAGGGUUUAUUCCUUGGAAUGGCUCCAAGGAGUCCUAUGUAUGCGCCAACUACAAUUCAGUGGAACAAGGUGUAAUCACACAUAUACAGCGGUACCUCGGGUUAAGUACUUAAUUCGUUCCGGAGGUCCAUUCUUAACCUGAAACUGUUCUUAACCUGAAGCACCACUUUAGCUAAUGGGGCCUUGCGCUGCCGCCGCACGAUUUCUGUUCUCAUCCUGAAGCAAAGUUCUUAACCCAAGGUACUACUUCCGGGUAAGUGGAGUCUGUAGCCUGAAGCGUCUGUAACCUGAAGCGUCUGUAAUCCGAGGUACAACUGUAUACAACUUCCCAAAGCCAUGCAAACUAUAAUAGCUCUUGGGCAAGUAGACUGAAAGCCAAGUAUGUAACUGCAUUGCUAAUGGCAAAGUACAUUUUUAGGCAAGAGAGCUUGUAUCCCCCCCCCCAUCUUGAUCAAAAACAUUAUGGUGUGCUCAUAGUCUAGUCUUGGCAAAACUGGCAGAUAUUUCAAAGGGAGAAAAAUAAUUGAGUGAACUCAUAAACGAGUCACCUUUCCAGGUGGUUCUCAGAAGAUAAAGUUGCUAAGGAGUCAUAGCGCUACUAUACCUGAGUCAUCAUCAAAUAAUCGUCUCAGACGUUUGUGCAAAUAUUGCACCUGUGUAAAUACUGCACACACCUCUUAAGCCAGAAGCAAUGGGAAUUCUGUGUGACAUGAAAAGGAGACCUAUCCUAUGUCUGGUCCAGUGAUGUCUAAACAUAUUAGAUGCCACAGCACAGAAAAGUAUGUAAAAUGUGUACCAAGGAAUCUUAACAGUGUGUUAGUUCCUGGCUUUUGCUUCAAAUGGUUUGGGAAUAGCAACAUAGCUUAUGAGAGGUGGCCCUAAAUCUCUCAUGUACAUUAGAAUGCCUUUGAACUUAAUGCUACUGACACAUUCUCAAAGGCUUUCUCACAGUUUGCUGUGUGUUCAAGAAAGUCCAUGUGCCUUUCUUUCACCCCAUCCUACACAUGGGGGGAAAACAGCUGUAGGGCGCUCAUUGAGUUAUAAAGUCAUGACAUAUCCUUUAGCUACACCAAGACUGGACUACUCCAGUGUGCUCUACACAAGUUGAUCUUAGAAGAACCUUCUACAGAGCUCUUUCCUCUGCAACAUGCAAAACCCUCCGAGUACCCGGAGAUCAAGGGGAAGGAGUGCUAAACACAAUAGAUUGAACCUGCUGGCUCCUGUGCAUCUGUCACAGCUUCAGCCCCCCCCCCCUCCUCAGCUGCCUGUUCCACACCUGCAUAUCCCCCAACAUUUCUCUGAUGGCAAUAGGGACGUCCCAUUCCAUAACAAUAAAUGUACUAUUUAUACCCCGCACAUCUUACUGGGUUGCCCCAGCCACUCUGGGCAGCUUCCAACAUAUAUAAAAACAUUAAACUUUUAAAAACUUCCCUAUGCAGAAUUGCCUUCAGACGGCUCGGGGGUUGGAUAACUCCAUACCCUCCAAUGAAAAUAGGGACAUCCUAAGGAAAAGUGGGACAUUCCAGGAUCAAAUCAGAAACCGGAAUGGGUUUACUAAAUCAGGGACACCCCUGGAAAGUAGGGGCACUUGGAGGGUCUGUGUCUGCAGUGUUUUCCAUCUCUCUCAAGCCUGUUGCUUUUCCAGCAUCUUCCCAUUCUUCCUCUGAUCUGUCUUCAUUGUCCCACCACCACUUCCCCAGUUUGGAGCCUUCCUCUUCUGAGGCUUCCCUAUGGCGAUCUCUGGCUGGAACCUCCCACCACUCCUCAUUGUCCAGCCAGUCCCUGACAAUAGGUUUCUCUCUUUCAUCCAAUGUCUUAAUCUGCUGCAGCUAAGAAUAUUGGGACAGCCCUGCUGGAUCAGACAAAAGGCCCAUCUAGUCCAACAUCCUUGUUCUCACAGAGACCAGCCAGGUGCCUAUAGGAAAACAGCCUGUGUCUAGUUUUAUUAUUAUAUUAAAUGUGUGGAAUAUUAUUGUACAGUGGUACCUCGGGUUAAGUACUUAAUUCGUUCUGGGGGUCUGUUCUUAACCUGAAACUGUUCUUAACCUGAAGCGCCACUUUAGCAAAUGGGGCCUCCUGCUGCUGCUGCGCCGCCGCUGCAUGAUUUCUGUUCUCAUCCUGAAGCAAAGUUCUUAACCUGAGGUAAUAUUUCUGGGUUAGCAGAAUCUGUAACCUGAAGCAUAUGUAACCCGAGGUACCCCUGUAUUUUAAAGUUGCUUCAAGGUCCUGAGUAAGCACUAGAAGAGCUGCAUAUACAUUUUCAUAUAAAUAAAUAAACAUAUAUGCACACACACAGUGUCACACAAUCCAUAACCUGCUUUCAUCAACAUAUUUCAGGACUCAUCGGGGGUCAACCAGUUAUAAUUUCACCCUAAAGGGUUGAUCUAACUUCUCUUGAAUCCCACAGGGAAUUUCACAUAUUGAUUGGAGCAGAGCAAGCCUUCUAAGAACAUGCUCCACAUCCUUUGAUGCAAAUUAGUUAUUCCUUAACAUCCCUAAUAAGCCAGCUUUUACUACGAUAAAAGAAAAGUAGGGAAAGAAGGGAAAUCUUCCUUUUCUUUUUCAUUCAUACAGUGAGGCAGAAAACGAUUGCGAUAAUAAUCUGGUGUUAGUGACUGUGAGUACAGAACAAGGAAGUGGUCUGAUUAAGCAGAGCAAAAUAGCGCGUUCUUGCAUAUGUGCCUUCAGACUGAAUGCUAACAAUUCCCUGCACAGUCUGAUCAGCUACACUGGGGACUUUUCAGAUAGGGGAACAUACACUUGAUCAAAGAGUGCUGUGUGCAGCCAACCUUUGCCAGAAGAAAUGCUGCUUAGGCAGAAAGAACUGAUGUUAUCCCUCUUGUCUGUCUCCGAUAAAAUAUGUAGUGAGCAUACUAAAUGUGAGGAGAUGGCCUACUUUUCCUUGCAAUGUGGAAGAAACACAGUGCACUGCUGGAAACCUGUCUGUUACUAGGUUAAGGAUAUAGGCAUUCCUCCCAUAAGGCAGAAACCAUCAUUGAGAAACAAAAUUAACGUGCAGACAUGUCGCCUGAGUAGGGCAAUUCCUUGGGAUCUGAUUAAAUUUAAUGAUAGUUUCAGCAUAUAUGUAUAUAUAUAUAUAUGCGCAAGGCAUUGCAGCAGUUGAUAAAUUAUUCAUCUUUCAGGAGAACAAAGAACAGAAUUUAAUCAGAAAAGAAUCAAAGCUAAACUCAUGUGAGAAAUUGUGUGUGUGUGUGUGUUCUCUGUGGCUGGAAUCUAUGGAAAUUUCUCCUGUACAAACCCUUCUCAAACGAGUGGUAUUGUGAAAAUCUCAUCUGUUUAACUGUGCAAGCAAAGGUUGUGAUUAAUUGUGCCCAUGGUCUUCAGCUAACCUUCCUCAUAUUGCUUAGGCUGUGUACACCACACAUUUAAAGCACAUUUCUCCCCCCCCCCCAAUCCUGGAAACUGUAGUUUGUUAAGGGUACUGGGAAUUAUUGCUAGAACUUGGUAGAGUUUACUUUUGUGUAGACAUGUGUAAUGUUGCACUGCCAGCAUGGACGAAGCCAGGAUUUUUGUUAGGGGAAGGCUGGACUUUUGUUGGUGAUUGGUCAGUUAGUUAAGCAUUUCUAUUGUUUUACUUUAUGGGGGGGCAGCUGCCCCCCCUGCCCUCGCUUGGCUACACCCAUGACUGCCAACCUCUAAAGCGGAGGUGUUAUGUACUGAGUUGAAUAGGAUCCAAAAGGCAGCAGUCUGAUUGGUCCUAGAACAAUAGGGUCCAGAAUGCAGCAGUUUGAUUGGUCCACAGGAGCCACCCAAUCCAGCUCCAGGUGGAAGGGAAUCCGCAACCUGAUUGGCCUACAGGAGAAUCCCGGAAUUAGCCAAUCAUAUUGGGCCCAUUAUGUAAAUAAUGUAUAUAAGGCAGACAUUCUGGGGGAACUUCCAUUCCGCCUCACCACUAUGAGCUGAAUAAAGAGCAUGAAAUCCACUCUCGACUCCGAGUAUAUUUCAGGAGGUGAAGAGCCUUUUUCAACCAGAGGACCACAUGCCUUUGUAAGGAACUGUGCCAAUGACGAGCAAGAGCAAGGGCAAAAGUGGGUGCGACAGUAGAUGUAACUCUCUGAGUCUUACUUUUAUACAGUUCGCUACAUUCUAAAAUCAUGUUUACAUACACAUCCAUGCAAGCAGGAUGCACGAUCACAGUUCAAUGAUAUAUUCCCGCUAGGCAAAAGGAUCACAUGGAACUGGGCUGCAAAUGCAAGGUUGACCCGAGGAGGUGGACUAGCCUUGAAAGUGUGCCGAGGGCCAGAGAGGGAAGCCCAGAGGUCCAGAUCUGGCCUCUGUGCCUGAAAUAUCCUACCCCUGCUCUGAAGUACCACAGGACUCGUUGUAUUCGCAUUUCCCUUCUGUGCGUAACACAAGGAAAACUGAAAUGAUUCAGCGCUCAGUGUUGAUCUGCAGAGAUGUGGGCGGGAGUUAUAACAUGAACAAGUUGCCAGUGGUUACGGCUUGCACUGUAAAUAAUCUCACUGAAUGUCCUUUGCCUCCAGAAAUAAGCACAUUCACUGCGCAAGGAAGCAAAACCACUGUUCUUGAUCCAAAAAGAUGAUAACAGGGCAAUCCUAUGCAUGUGUCCUCAGAAGGAAAUCCUACUGAAUUCAGUUGAGCCUACUCCCAGGUAAGCAUGUAUAGGAUUGCAUCCUAAGGGCAUUUUCCCACACAUAAAGCCAAAGGUCCUGUUGAAGCUCUCCUGCUCUGUUUGUGCAGACUUAGGUUGCAACCCUCUACACACCUGCCUGAGAAAUUAGUGGGAUUUACUGCUGAGUAUAUAUAUAUGUGGCAGUACUAUUAGGAAGGGCAAGCACUAGAAAGAGAAAUAGCCGUCUCUAGCUCCAAAGUAUGUUGUUGUUGUUGUUGUUUUAUUAAAUCUGUAUACCGCCCUUUAUCUGAAGAGUACAGGGUGGUGGUGGUUUCGAGUGGAAAUGUGAGGAAAAGACUGGCCAUGGAUGAAAAUGGUAACCCCAUUGUGCUGGGGUUAAUUCCUUCCCAUUUUGCCAGGCCUAAUCUUGGAGAUGUAUCCUUCAAUGCUCCUUUCAUUAUAACACCUUUGCUCCCUCUCCCCAACCCCAGUCCUGAUUUAAAAUUUCACCGGCUGUAUUUUUGUUUUGUUUUGAUUUUUAAACCUGACUAGUCUUUUCAGCUGGAUCAGCUUCUGUCUUCUUAGCUUGUUUAUCUGGAAAGAAGUUGAUGUGGGAGGAAUGAAGUGUUUUGCUGAGAGAACAGCACAUGCAAAACCACCUGAUAACUCAUUGCUGGGUUUUGUCCCUUCCCCCCCCCAACGUAACAGCACUGGGAAUAUUAUUGCUGCCAAAGGCAGCAGCCCUAGCAUGGUCAUGAUCCUUGCAUUUACACCUCAAUUCCUCAGGAUCUGGAACUAGGUUUUCUGCUUCUCCAAACUCACUGAAAAAAGGCCCAUAUAUACUUCAUGCAGGCCUGGAUCUGGGCAGAGGGACCUCUGGUGGGCUCCCUCCUCUGUCUGGGGGCUUUGGCAGGCUUUCCUGGCUGUGGUGGCAGCUCUCUGAGCAGUGCUAGGUCGCAAGGCUUAGCCCCCUUUUGCCUUUACCACAAUACCUCAGCACAAUGCUUGGUCAGGAGCACUGUGGGGAAUUGGAAAAGGGUAUCUGUCUGGCACUGGUCAGAAGAUAGACUAAAUCAAUAAAUAAGGUGGGCUGGCAUCAGCAGUGAGUCCCUGCAGCUGUCCAAGAAAGCCAGUUGCUCAUGUUGACCUUGGAUUUGUGAACAUCUGAUUGACCAAGAAUGUUUGGAUACAUUGAGCCCUGUAAAUCCAGGUGGAGAGGGAGUAUGUGUUACUAUAAUGCAGGAAUGGGGAAUCUUGGCCUCAGUGCAGUCCUCUAGGCCUCCCUGUCUUGCCCUCAGAACUGUCCUCACUGUCUCUACAAGCCACAACCUUCACUGGCCCUGCUUUAUGCCCUGAGUGUUUUGGCCUGGCUGGAACAUGUCCUUGAACUCUAAUAGCACCGCUUUCUUGUCUGGAUGAAGGAUAGAGAGGGGUGUGAUCGUCUGAAGAAGCUAGCUGACAGGAGCGAGCCAGCAGUAAAUCACACUGAGCAAGUUGGCGUUAUUAGUAAAUAUCUGCACAGGAGUGGCAGGCCUAAUGACACAUCCCCUCAGCUGUCUAAGUCCCCUCCUCUCAGCAGUUUAUCCCAAGCAAUCUGAGACUGUGCCUGCAUGAAGCUAACUUCUCCUCUACCCUUUUCAUGCCUCUCCUGGUUCUGGAAGAUGAGGAGGGAUGGGAGCUUCUCACAGCAGGAGGGGGAGACAUCUGUGCCUCUUCAUCAGCUGAGUUCAUCUCUGCCUCUUGGCUUCCCUCUCCUACUGCAGCUUCUGCCUCUAAUUCUGGACUUCUCUUUGCCAGACUCCCCCUGCUCACUAUGCCCUGUUACCUCUUCAGCUUCUGACAGCUCCUCCUCCCAAUCUGCUCCUUCUUCUCCCUCUGAACACUCAUCAUCAUCCCACUACCAAUCGCCUUCUUCUCUUGGGGGUUUCCCAGCUGGUUCCUCCCACCAUUCCUCUGCAUCCAACCAGUCCAUGACACUAGCCUACAAUGCAAAGAUAAGAUCCACAUCAGUUGCUCUGCUCCUGCUUCCCUGAAAUUUCACUUCAUGACCCUGACAAAGUCCAUACAAGCUUACACCAUAAUCACAUUAUUCUCUUUUUUUAUGUCUUUAAGGGGCCUCAAUACCCUUUGUUGUUUUUGCUGCUAGAAACUAACAUGGCUCCCCAUCUGGACAUUUGUAAUGUGUAGACAUCAGUCCCCAACAUUUUGAGCAGAACAUAGAGCAGGCUGUUCAAUAAGCAUUUUUUUUAAAAAAUGCACAUCAUUGCAUUACUCUCCUCUUGUUUAUUUAAAUUCUAGCCGCCCCCACCUCUCUUGAAACAAGUUGGCUGCAGGGAUUACAAAUAAAACAGGACACACACAAUAAUAACAUGUCGAUUUCCAUGUUCUUCCACAGCUGCUUAACCAAGACUCUUGAAUGCCAGCCCAAAAAGGAGAGGUUUACAUUGGGUAAGAAGUUGCUUAAACUUUGAAUGGGAGUAGGCCAGAGCACAGCUGAAUAUGUGUGUGUUCAUGUGUAUAUGCAAACACACACACACACACACACACCACACACAAGAAUGCAGUUGUAAGGCAACAAGCCUGCUGUAUAUUUGACCCUUAGGAAGGCACAAAAUAGUUACUUCCUUCUGUCUAAAAAUAUACCAGAUUUGUUGUCCGCUGUGCAUCAAAACAGAUGGGCCUCAACCCAGACAGCAUUGGGGACUUUCCAGACUGGUUGUUUAUUGAGCAUUCAUGCUGAUGUAUUUAAAAAAAAAUGUGUGGACAUUAUACGGCAUUGCCUUCUCAUUGAACAUUAAUCCUGAUCAGUUCAUGAGGGGGUUAUAUGACAUUGCCAGCUUUUGGUUGAUAACUCACACUUCGCAGUGCAUAGGAUCACUGAUGUACCAUACAGAACUGGUUCACAAGUCACAGUAUGCCAAACUAUAGCUUACCAUGACCACUUGAACAUGCAGGUAAGGAGCCCGCACCUGCAGCUGCUUUGCUCCUUUCUGCUCUGCAUGUCUUCCGAACCUGGGCCCAUGGUUAUGUUCCCUCACCAGUAACCACGAGAUGUAGCCAAAGAAUAAGCCUUGGCACCAAGGUUAUAUAAUUUGUCUUACUGUGAUGUGAGAAAUGGGCCAGAGUUUGAGGGAGCAGCCAAAGCUUAGGAAGAGGACAAUUUCUUGUAAUAUGAACCCCUUAAAACCUCUGUGCUCUCAGAUACAAAGCUGCCUACUGAGUAAAAAGAUGACCUUAGAAAAGCUUCAUUGCACUUCCCAUCUCAUAAGGAAGUGAGAGAAAAACUGUACGGUUAAACUGUGAUCUUAAGAAGUCCCCAGUAACAGCAGAUUGGUCGCUUUUACCCCCAGGGCAAAUGGAAAACUUUUUUCUCUGGACAGGGAUUGAAAAGAAACACACUCUUAUAAAGGCGAUGACUCUGUCUUGAACCCUGGCCAGGAUCAGCUGCUUUCAUCAGUCAUGAGUUGGAGUACAUACUUUAAUUGUAUCAAAAUGUAGAUAAAUGAUUUGAUCUUUUGUAUGAGGAUUUGCUGUCUCUCCCUCCCCCCCCCCCGCCCCAAUUUACACUUAUCUGAACAUAAAAAGAUAUGCUGGAUUAAAUUAAAGGCUUAUUAAGUCCAGGGUUCUGAUCUUUUGCACCCAUGCCCAGUUUCAAAGCCAGGACAUGAGUGCAAAAACACUCAUGAUCCCCUGGCACUGGAAUUCAGAUGCGUAGUGCCUCUGAUCCUGGAAGCCAACAAGACUAGUAUCCAUUAAGUAGUAGCCAUUAGCAAGGCCCAGCCCUACUAAUAGGCAGGAAUGUUCCCUUUCUCUUGUCAAGUGAGAUUUCUGCAUACUGGCAUCCCAGGAUCCUGGGGAGAGCCAUAGCUCAAGGGCAAGCACAUCUGCUUUGAAUGCAGAAGGUCCCAAGUUCAGCCCCAAACACCUCCAGGUAAGGGGCUAGGAAUGCCCUCUGUCAGAAAUCCUAGACAGAUGCUGCCAAUCAGUGCAGCAUAUACUGAGGUAGCUGUAUCAAUGGCCUUACUCAGUAUAAAGUAGCUUCCUAUGCCUUAUUGUGUUGUAAAUACAGUGUGCACUGUAGGCUAGCGACUUUGCUGAUUGUGUAUUGUCCCUGCCCUUUCAGAAAAAUGAUAGGGAUCAGUAUGAUCACAUAUUCAGCAGCCCUCAAAAGGGCCUCCCUCAUCCCACCCUGGGGAACAUAUUUUGCUGCAGGUGUUAUACCAGGGCAUACGGGGAAUAUGCUUCACUUCCUAGUUCCCACUCAGUUGCUAUGAAAAACUGCUGGGCAAUGCAUAUCUGGGUGCUUCCUGCAAAAAGAUCUGUCUGGUGACUUGCAGAAAGCUUCACCCUGUCAAGGGACAUUAUUUGAGUUAUUUAUGGUGAAUAUAAAUAAAGAAGCUUGAUAGAGGGGUUGGCCUUGAGGAGUACAUUACCCCAGCACUCCAGAUAAUGCACAGGUUUUCUACAGCCUUGUAGACACAAUUUCAGAACAGGUAAUGGCUGAACUAUACAGCCAGUUUACUUCCUUAAUUUUAUGGUGUUGUUCUGUAUGAAACAGAAAGGAAAGACAGUGCAAUUUUUACAAGGAUGCAAAUGGGCGUUGUUCUGACUGGAAAUAACUGCCUCAGAAAUGCUUGUGCAAGUGAGCAAGCAGGGAAUGGUCCAGCUUGCUUUUUUGUAAACUGACAGAAAAACAGAGAAGAUCCAUACUGUUCAGCCUCUGAAAACUGUUUCUGAAUCUACUUCAAAAUGUCUGCAAAGUCUGUCCUGUACUGUAUAAGGUGUGGGUGUGUAGCAGUUUUUGUGAAAUUUGCAACACAGAGAGACACUUCACCUCUUUUAAAAGAUGGGUAGAUGUUUCAACUAUUGCAGUUGCAACCUGUCAGGCUAGCAUUUUGAUCUUCAGCAUAAGCACUCAGAGGUCACAUUGGUUUUGACAGAAUGCAAUGGCAGAUGGUGAGUGUUUUUGUUCAUCCAACAUGGGAAAGCACAACAUUCCACAUAGUGGACUGGGCCUGCACACACACACACACACACACACACCGGCAAAUCUGAGUUCUUUCUCUGAAACACACAGAGACAUAUAAACCAAGGGUAGUCAAUGAGGUGCCCUGCAGAUGUUGCUGGACUUCUGACAAAAAUGCCCUGAUGAAAAUAGAUUGCACACUCAUGAACAUGUUCACACUCAAGAACAGGUGGAAUUGCCUUUUUAACAUACAGUGUAGGUCAGUAUUAAUUGUUUGUUUGUUUGUUUGUUUGUUUGAUCUAUACCACUUUCUUUCAAACAAUUAAGAUGGCUAAUAAAAAUUACAGAUAAAACUGCACUAAAAGUAAUCUAAAAGAAACAACAGAAAAGGUCAGAAAUGGCAUAAUCAUAUUUAACAGUAGCAACCAGAGAAAGAAACUCCAUGGAGGGGAUGAAGGUUAAGAGACAGUGGCUUGCAGAAAGUCACUUAAAUGGUUUCAUGGCUGAGGUUUGAAGUCAGGAUUUACUGGCACAAAGCUCACCUUCUUAGUCAUUCCCAUAUUAAAAUCUCGUUACUCUGUGUAAAUGAAACAACAUGCAGCAACCUCCUUCAAAAGGAUGUCCAACCUUAGUACAAAGAAGUACAGAAUGUGCAUGUUUAAAGUUCUGAGUGCAGCCAAAUUCAGCAUCUUGGUCAAGCUCCAGGAUGUGGUCUGAAACUGUUGCAGUGCAAAGCUUUUGUUGUGCGAUUGCUAUCAUGUUACACAUGCAUUGCAAAGACACCUUGACCAAAAGGAGAAGAGGGAAAGAAUGAUUCUGAAGUGUGUUUUUUGGGGGGGGUGUCUAGUUUUGUAAAUGGUUUUAAUCAUAUAAGCCUUGUUCUUAAAAGAUUGGUGUAUAUGGAAUAACUGCUGGCUAUUAUUGAAAGUGGGACGCGGGUGGCACUGUGGGUUAAACCACAGAGCCUAGGACUUGCCGAUCAGAAGGUUGGCGGUUCGAAUCCCUGCAACGGGGUGAGCUCCCGUUGCUUGGUCCCUGCUCCUGCCAACCUAGCAGUUCGAAAGCACAUCAAAAAGUGCAAGUAGAUAAAUAGGAACCGCUCUGGCGGGAAGGUAAAUGGCAUUUCCGAGCGCUGCUCUGGUUCGCCAGAAGUGGCUUAGUCAUGCUGGCCACAUGACCCGGAAGCUGUACGCAGGCUCCCUCGGCCAAUAAAGUGAGAUGAGCGCCACAACCCCAGAGUCGGCCACGACUGGACCUAAUGGUCAGGGGUCCCUUUACCUUUACCUUUAUUAUUGAAAGUGGCUUCCCAUGGGCUUAUGAUCUGCAGAGAUAGCUAAUCCUUUUGAAAGUUACAUUCUCUAGCCACGACCUUCAUAUGCAUUUGGGGAAAUCAUAUUGCUUUUUGUGUGUCUUUAUCCUACUAUCUCUAAAUAGCUUUGGGUAACCCCCCUCCCAAGAAGGGGUUAUUUUCCUUUGUGAAUUCUCUCCACAUAGCACUAAAAAAAUCCCUCUGUUGUCAUCUUCAGCAAUCCCCAAGAAGAUGCAAAGUGCUUCACAUUUCCUUCUCCCACUUCCUGCUAUAGUGAAGUGACAACAGUUGGCUGUUGCAGACCAAACCAUAAUCUCAUGCAUUAGCCUACCUUUCCAUGUAGCCACAAGAUUUGGAAUGUUGCCUCGUAGAUUUGCUACUUGUAGCAUAUGAAAGAGCCCUAAACUGCCUGGAAAGUAAUGGCACGAGUAGCUUCAUUGUGGCAAGCCAACAUCGCUGUUGAUUUGUAUUGGACUUGGUCAAGACUGACAUUUUCUGGAUGGUGUUCAGUGUAGUUUGUGGUGGCAUGCAAGAGAGUUUGCAAGUUGAUCUUCACAAUCAACCAGAAUGCUACAGAGAAGGAGCCACAAUGUUACACAUAGCCACCUUGCACCCAAUCAGAUGAUUGUGUGAUUGCUCUGUCAGAAGUACAAGUUUUUCAGUGUCCCAAUGAUUGUGCCAAAUAUGCACCAGGCAGUGGGUUGUAAAGUGUGUGCUUGGUGAAGCAAAAAGAAAGAAGGAAGAAGGAAGGAAGGAAGUGAAAACAUUGCCACAAAUAUUCUCACUGGCUAAUUAGUCAUAGGAAUCGGUCCUAGGUUUGCAUUGCUGGUUGUGAAUACAAAAUAAGAAAGCAGCAGGUUUCUUCAGUUCCCAUAAUGAGAAAACCCCACACCUUCUAGAGACUUUAACAACAAUAACUUUGUAUAUAUAAGGGUGGUUUUGAAGUAUUGUACAGGUUACACAUCUGCCAUCUGCUUCGGGUUGGGAGAAAAGUGCCUUUUUUCAAUAGCCGAGUAAAUGCAAUUCACUUUCAGUACAUCACAUUCUAGCAGUUCUUAUGAAAGCUUUGGCAACCAAGGCUGAUUCCCCAAGAACAGUUUAUAAUCUGACCUGUUCCCACAAAGAGCACCCAAAGCAUGCUGCUUUUAGCUAGAGAAAUAUUUACAUUUCAUUUUUGUGUUAUUUAGCCAACUCCGCAAGAAUCCCAUUUUGGGACGGAAACAAAAGUAAACAUUUCUCCAAUGUCAACACAGAUCCCAUAUGCUCAAGGACAUUUCUGAUACUCAACAAGAAUUUGCUCUGUGGGCUGGUGAGGAGGGGGUAAUUUAUUUGGGUUUAGCCGUUGAGUAAAAUUUUAUUUAUAGCAAGUCUUUGAUAAAAUGUGACUCCUUCCUUCAUUAGAAAGGAAAACAGAACUGACGUUUUUGUUUUGCUUGUCACAAAUUAUAAGGAUUAAAGAACAGACACAUGGUUGACAAUAGGUGUCAUUUCACAAGCAGAACCAGUUUAUAAGCAGCAGAAUAGUCUCUAGUCCUGCGGGUGUGUUUUGUACACUGUACAAACAUUGCACACAUGGAGCAGGUGUAGCCCCCUGCAGCAAGGGUAGCCAACAUGGUGCCCUCGAGAUCUUUUGGAUCUAAACUCCCAUAAUCCCUGACCAAUGGUCAUGCAAGCUGCGGCUGAUGGAAACAGUAGUCUAAAUCAUCUGGAGGGCACGAUGUUGUCUACCCCUGCUCUCCAUGGAUGCAUCGAGUUUCCACUUGUAUGGCACCCAAUACAAUAUAGAUACUACAGAAAUAUUUGUUGCUGUUCUUUUCACAAAUGAUGAAACAGUUGAACUCAGUUGGGUAGAACAUGGUGCUGAUAACGCAAAGGUUGCAGAUUCGAUCCCCGUAUGGGAUAACUGCAAAUUCCUGCAUUUCAGGGGGUUGUACUAGAUGAUCCUCAGUGUUCCUUCCAACUCUGCAAUUCUAUGUGGAUUGGCAGAAUAGAUCUACAAAGGGUAUUAUGCCCUUUUAUGAGUGGUGAGCAAUAUCACUGUCAUGCAAAUGACCAAUCUAGGAUGUUUACUCACAUCAUAACGGAGGGCUAAACCUGGAAAUGCAUCUCAGAGCAGAUUGAGAUUCUGUUAUCUGUCUCUAAGCAUCAAAGUAUCCAUUUGUAAGGAUCUUAGCCAGAGAGAUCUGUGUGCAAAAGGAUUCUCAUCCUUGGCCAUGAAUGGCUAAAACAAAUUUGUUUUUGGUUUAGUUUAGCACUGCUAGGAUGAUAUGCAUUCAUUAUAAUGGAUUUCUUGACCUAGCACAUCUCUCCCCAUUCUUUAGCUCCCUAGAAAUUAUUUGUCUGUUUGAGGCAGCGUAAUAGCAAUCAACUAACGUAGACAAAAACUCACCUUUGCUUUUCAUAUCUGCACAGUUGCUAAGGAAGUAAGGGUUUCUAAGGAAGUUGCAUUAUGCCACACAUUCCUCUUUGCAGAAUAAUAAUAAUUUUGAAGUCAAAAUGCAUUAAGUAAGGGGAAGUGCAUUUGAAUCAUUCUGGCAAGAGAAUUAAUGACUGAAAUGGCAGGAGUUUGUUUCAUACAAUAUGUUUGCAGGAUGCAUGCAGAAAUCAGCAGCGCUGCAUAAGUGUAAAAACCACAGCUAACAUUUCUUCUUUCUUUGGCGAUCACGAGUACUCCCAGUAGCCAACAUUUCAUAUCAAGCCAAAAAGGAGAGCUACUUUUCUGGUAGAUAUGAAGAUGUAUCUUGGGCAUAAUAAAAACCUUAUCUACCUGCGCUGAGAUUGGGCUAGUUGGGAGCAUGGGAGGGAGAUACCUUGCCAUAUGCUCCAUUAGAAAUGUUCUCUAUUUAUAUGCAACUAAGGAAAUGGUGCCUUUCAUUCUGAGUACCUUGCUGAAGAUAUUUCCUCCCCGUGCAACAUAGCAGAUAGAUGAUAAAUUCAAAUGUAGGAACAUACACACAUACACAAAAAAUCUAAAGCCAUUGGAAAACCAUGUCCCAUACAGCUGGUCCAUCUCCAAAUGCGAAUGAUAAAUCUGUGUAAAAGUUUCAGAAAUAUGAAUAGUCCAGGCCAAUAAACAGACCAAUCAAAGCAAUGUCCCUCAUUCACAAAGUUGCUCUUGCUUGUUGCUGCACCAUCCAAAUGUGGCGCUGAGAACACUGCUUUUAAAUCCAUUUGGGUGGCCAGAAUGCAGCUUGCCUAGACGUUGUUUAAAGAGGUUACAUUGAUGCAUAGCUAAGAGAAAUGAACGUGAGGCCUGUACAUACAGCUCAAAGUCCAUGUUAUGGCACUGUAGCCAGCCAUUUAUGAAUAUAUCAGGUGGUAUCCAACUAAGUUUUACUCAGAGUAGACCCACCGACAAUGGCUAAGAUUCACUAAUUUCAAUGAGUCUUGUAACAAACAUGCAACCACAAGGUCUUCAUUCUAUAAAGCACUCUUUCCCAUUUCCAUUCCCCAAAAAUAUCGUCACUUGUAUACCUCAGUGUAUGCUGAGGGCCACUGUGCGUGUGAAUUGUGUGUUGGGUAUGAAGGUAUGAGCAGGGCAGGCUGCUUCAAGCUUCUUCUCUGGGUAACCUUGGUCAGUCAGUGCCACUCAAACUAGACUAUAUUCCAAGAUGGUGAGAACGUGUAUGCAUGUGUGUGUAAAAAGUGGUGCACUUCACACACUAAGUCAUAUCAUUGCUUGUAAGUCAAGUUCAUGAUGUCAUGAAUGAAAGCUGGCAUUUAUACUGCCUCACACCCUAAACACAGCACUGCCUUUUUAAAAUACCCUCCCCCGCCCUGUCACAUAGGGAACCAAGUAAAGAGCCCAAUACCCUACUUGCAAACUCCCAGUGCACAUUGUGAAAAGAUACUAUUGCUUAAUGUGCUGCUUGGGUUAGGAGGGCACGACCUCACUUAGUGCCAACCUGCCACAGCCUCAUACACAGCUUCAAUGCUUUUCAGUUGAGCAUAUGCUGCGUUGCCUCCACACUUUGGGUUUUAGUCAUCACGCUCUGCAUCCUGUUGCUUUCUGAUUAAGAUCGCUAGCAGGGUGGUGUCUCUCAAUUGGUAUUUUAAGAGUCUCAGCAGAACAAUUUCCUGUGGCUUGUCCACAGUUCAAGAGGAUGCAAGCAGGGCUCGCUAGCAGCCUAUUUGUUGAUCGCUUUCAUUUUGUCGUCAAAUUCUUUCUAAUGCUCUUUAUUAGGAGUUGUCUCUCUUAGAACUCUAGUUCAGUGCUGUGGAUCCUGAGAGAUGUAAACAGGCCAAUCCUGUAUUUACUCAGAAACAAUGUUCCAGUGAUUUCACUUAAUACUUACUUCUCCGUAAGACAGCAACAUAUCAUACGCCUUGAGGCAAAGGCAAAUGGUCUUGGCCCAUUGAAAUUUUGCAUUUUGUUUUUGUCUUUGAACAGCUCUCCCCAACUCCAUCUCAUAUCAUAAAUUGCCACUUGAAACCCCCCUCCAAAUAAAAAAGCAUUUACUAUGCACAAAGGGGCUUGCUCCAUGAGGAAAAACAACUGUAAAGCUCCCUUGUGAAUGUCACAGUUCUUGGGUAGAACUUGGCUAAUAUGCGUAAUGUUAUGUCUCCAUGGAUUUGCCAAGAGAAUUCAUUUUGACAUCAUUUCAGAGCAAUGUUAGGCAGAAUUAGGCAUACUUAAGCCCAUUGAUUUGAAUGGUUCUAGGUGCACCUAGCUCUGUUGCAGGUCUGGGCUGUUAAGCAACUGGUACAUCCAGGAGCAAGUGAGUGUGCCUGUAAUUACAAGUCCCACAUCUUAAACGUCCACCUCCCCAUGUUAUCCUCCUGCUUCACUCAGCAGUAGAAGCUUAACAAGAUUACUUUCAAACUGAACCAAACCCCGAAAGAGGAAGAGACAAAUUAAGGAAUAAACAUAAGCCACCAGGCUUUAGGUGGGGUGGCUUAAAUGUUUUACCUUUUUGAGAAUGGAGGGAACCCAUUGAUAUUGUUGAAAGAUUAAUGAACAAUCAGUUGCUUAAAAUACAUCCAACUUGGAAAGGCAAGAUCAUAUUUGCAUGAUCUUAAAACUGUACAUUACUGGUAGUGAGCAUCUUUUGUUGAAGAGGAUUUCAGGUAACUUAAUCUGGUACACAUUGCACAAAAUGGAACUCUCAGCAGUUCCAAUAUGCAGUCAAUAGAGCCUGGUUUCACUUGAAUACAAUAGCCAUUGUCAAGUUUUCAUGAAUAGCGGUAUUUUAAUUGACUAUGAAACUGUGCGCACACACAUGCAUGUUCCAGAGAAAAAACGGGUCUAUUGCUUCUUCCUAGUAUGGCUGAAAACCAUAUGUACAACUGCCCUAAGAUGCAUGGAAGAGUGGACUUUAAAUGAGGUUAUGAACAGAACAAAGAAAAGCACAGCCACUAAGGAGGUUGGAGCCCCCCACUCAACAUACUAAGCACUGCUCAGUGCAGGAGUGGCAAACCUGUGGUCCUAACUGUUGCUGGACAUCAAAUUCAGUAAGCAUGGAAGGCGAUGGGGAUAGUGGGAGUCUGGAAAGCUUGUUCCCCAUUCCUAGAAUGGGAGUAUGGCAUUUAAGACCAAAAUAUUGGUGCUAUGGAAAUGGUUUUCUAGGAACCUUGGAUAUCAAUGGUCACCUUAUCUAAAAAGGGGGCUUGUUCAUUUUCCUCCUCUGCAAUGCACAACAUUGUUAAGGGGUAUUCUAUGACAGGCAUCUUCAACCUUGUUGGACUCGGGACAUGGGUCUGAAACAUGCACUUGGGGCCCCAUUUCUUAAAUAUUUUGCCAUAUAUUUGCAUGGUGGCGAUGCUGCUGCUGUGACCUACCUUGGAUCACCAGUUGGAAGACCAGUGUUUUAGAGCACCCUCAUCAAUUUGUACAGGACAGCAAGAUGCAGCUGAGCAACACCAACCUGGCGUGAACCACACAUCUGCAACACCCAGGACUUCCUCUCAGGAGACCCCCAAAUGUAGCAAGUUUGAAAGUUGCCACCUUAAGGAAUUAACACUGACUGCAGCAGCAAUGACAUGGCAAGGUGAAAAGAAGUCUUCAAAUCAUUCCCCAGCUGGAGGCUGCUGUGAUGCACUAAAGACAACCUCCAUGCACAGGCAUCCAAAACUGCCAGGUUUUGCUGAACAUGAUUUUUUAAAAAUGUUGAAAGGGGAAACUGUUGCAAUAAAUAUACUGCCAAAACACUGUCGAUAUAAUUUGGUAGUCCAAUGCCUUUUAUAA